Messenger RNA from Xyrichtys novacula (pearly razorfish), 61937 nucleotides. NCBI's taxonomy places the organism in Eukaryota, Metazoa, Chordata, Actinopteri, Labriformes, Labridae. The record is from the annotation of a GenBank genome assembly.
UCCUCUCCAAUAUCCAACCUGCUGAAUAAUUAUGCAAGAUCAACUAAGAUACAUAUGAUUCUUUGGCGAGGAAGAUUGGAGUUUUCAAGCUCUCAGAAAAAUCCUGCUUUACUCAUCUACCUUUCAACCCAACCCCCCAACCCUUUGUCAACUACCUGAUCCAGUUUGCAAAUAGAGCCAUCUGCUUUGACAGAACUGGCCUUUCUAAAGUCUGUUGCAAAUGACUGACUUCUCUGCUUCUGACACAGAUAGGUUUUUGUUUGGUAAAAAGUAGAAGCUGACAUAUGUGAACUGAACAAAGAAAACUAUUUGGUGGUCAUGGACUAUUACUCAUGGCAUAUCGAAAUAGCCUACCCCAAGGACAUAUCAGACGAGACCACAAGAGCUAAAAAAAAAAGAACAUCUUUGCUUCCAAUGUACAAAUAAACUGAUCACAGACAGUCCUCAGUUCUCUUGAGAAGCUUUCAAGUAGUUUUAUCAGCAAUAUGAAUCUAGACAUAUAACUGGUCCCCAUUAUGUACAAGCCAAUGGAGAGGCAGAGGAAGCUGUACGGAGUGCCAAACAAAUCUUGAGAAACCCUUAUCUCUACAGGUGGGUGCCCCUCACGGCUUGUGCAUGGACGGCAGUUCUGCACCACAGUUCCUACCUUACACUCCAAGCUACAGCCUGUGUGGCCAGACUUCAAACAGGUGAAACAAGUUAAUGAGGGUAAAACAAAGCUGUGAGCGUGUCCACAAUACUGGGCACAAUGUCAUAUCCAUACCAGAACUCCAGCUCAGACUCAGUGUUUGCUGGGAGGCUCGACAGUGAGAGAGAAUGGAUGACGAAAGCUUGUGUAUUGAAACAGUAUGACUCAUACUUGUAUGGGGGACUAUUACAAAGAUACCACCUCUUGAAACCCUUCUUCAGUACUCCAAAUGUCUCUGAGAAAGGUUGAAAGGACUGCAGCAAGUGUGAUAGAGAGCCGCACUCACCUGCUCCAGCAGCUGAUCCAUCUCCUGGUCCACUACCAGGUCCGACACCAUCAACCUCCAGGUGUGAGUAGCCAGCCAACAAAUAGGGAGAUUACCUGUCAGUAAGCUGAGGCUGUUAACAGACUGUUCAUUAGAAGUACUCUUUUGUUGCAUAUGUUAGGCCUUUUUGAUAAAGAGAGAGAAAAAAUCUUUUAUGUACAGAGAAAGCAAUGUGAAUUUAUUAUUUUCAAGAUAAAGUUUUUUUUUCAUUUAUCAGUCAUCUUGAGUUUAAUUCAAUAACUAUAUCAUAUAAAUAUUUAUGUUCAGUAUAUUUAAUAUUUCUAACUAUGUUUUUUGGUACUCAAAGAAAAAGUCAUGUAGUACAAUCGUACUAUUUCCUGCAGGUGAAGUUUAAGGCAACAUGAGCAUCAGGGAGUGAUGGGUACAAGACAGACUUCAUGUUUUAUGUGUACCACAUUAGUCUAGUUGUGCAGUUAAAUCCAUGCAGUCAAGUUUUAUGUUUGAGUCCUGUCAAUAUGUCCUGAUAGCAUGUCCACAUAAUGCUUGCACUCAGUGUACUUGUCAAAGACAUGUGAUUGGUGUAAAAAGGAAAAUCAAUCAUGAUGUCACGGGUUGACCGCUGGGACAGAGCCCACUAUUUUGUUUCUUUCAUUGUUUGGCAGAUCAUUGAUAAAAGUGAUUUAGCCACAAUAGCCUUGGUCAGUUUCUGUACAAUGGAUGUCAUUGUCUUAAGUUAGUCAUUAAAAAUGAGUAUUUAAGUGAAUACUCAUUGUCAACAUUUUCAUCAAUAAAAUUCCCUCUGGGCUAUGGUCUGUUGCUUGCAGGAUAGUUGAAAACAAAGGAACAUUUUGAGUGAGUGUGAAUUUAUCUUUAUUCAUGAUCUUUCUUUUUAUUUUCAUCUGUCUUCAUAUGAGGCCCACCCAUAAAAGUAAAUUCUGGAGCAAAAUAGGUCAUGUAUAAGGCACGGCAUUCCUCAAGAUUGUACAUCAAGGAAACAAAAUUUUAUUUUCAAUGAGUGGAAUAAAUAGCCAAUGAUUUAGCUAGAUGCAUUACUACAAAGCUAAAUUGUGCUAAAAGUAGAGCAUAUCUCUCAACGUUUUGUUAGGCACACAAAUUACAAUUAAAGUAAUCCUUCCAUAGUAUGGAACAAUAAAACACCCUGCAGAAGAAUAUAUCCUAAAGAAGAAGGCCACAGUAGGAGCAAAGAUUAGCAAAAAACAUAACCUAUGUUUUAUGAUUAUUAAAAAAUGGUUUUAAAAAUUCCUGGAAGCAGACAAAAUUUCACAGGUUUAUUGUAAAGCCAUUAAGAAACUUUGAUUUAUGAAUGUUGAAGUUUCCAAAGAUCACAGAUUUUGGAUGCUUUUAAUCUGAAAAUAUAUUGAAUUUUAUUUCAUUACAAGAUCAGGACCAGCUUUAGUUGCGGGGGCCACAGCUCCAAUCUGUCAGCAGAGCCAAGUAAUGUGCCUAAGAAAAGGCCUACAACUGGUUUGCUGCAUUUAAGACAGAGCCACUUCUUCUACGCUCGGGCCAUGUUUGGUUCACAUGCCUUAUGUCGGUGCCAGCUUUCGGCCUGGUCUGUGCCAAACGUCCUUGCUGUGCCGGUGGGCUCUAACAGAGUGUGGCUUUAAUCCUGCCGUCCUUGUGUGGAGGUGUGCAAUGUUCAAAGUGACUCUACCCUCAGCUUCCGCCAGGGGGCCGCAUACCUCCCUCUUCACUCAGAUAUGCCUCACAUGUCACAGUAGAACUGCAGGGCAACAGUGGCGUCAUUAUUAUUACUAGAUUUGUUAUUGCUCUGUUAGUUUCCUGAAUGACUUUGCAGCCGGCGGCUCAUCAGAAAUAAAUUAAAAAAAAAGACUGCCUUGUCUCCCAUGUUAUCGCAUCGUAACCUUGAGAGAUGGAGUGAUUUUGGGCUGUUACGAAAGACGGUUAUGUCCCUUUAUGUUUCACCAUAAUCAUAUUGACCCCGUAGAGUUAGCUUACCUGCUAAGGAGGGCUGCGUCAAGUCUACUCGUCGAUGUAUGACUCUGUUGUCAAGCCAGCACUAGUGAGCCAAAACAGGACCGGAAAAGGGUAGAUCUACCGAUUUAUAAAUUAGUCUGAAUGGUGGGCUAAAUCUAUUUCACCGUAAAAAUGCCUCAAUACAAAAAAGAAAGAAAGAAGGACAGAAAGAAGGAAAGAAAGAAAGAAACAUUGAUUGUUUAUUAACUGCUGUCCGUUUCUGUUUUGUUGACACAGUAUGAUUAGGUCUAAAAAUCACCCUAACCACUUUGUAGUCGGCCAACAUUGCACUUGGCGAGUUUUACGCACUCCUGAAUGCAUGGUAAAUCUUCUAUUGUCAAGGGGAGACCGGGGCUUGUUGUCACACUUUUUACACUUUUAUAUAUUUCUUGGAAUCAAUACAUCAUGUAUAAAACAAAAUGUGUACCAGAUGAAAGACCAAAAUCUCAGGUAGGUAUUCAUGUCAUUUUCAUAUCUUGUGUCAGUGCAGAGUUAUACGCAAUCACAUAGAGAGUGUGAACAUGUGACAUGUUGCCACACCAUCGGGUAAGUUGUGUCACUACAUGGAGUAAGAUGUUAUAGUAGAUUUUGCAGCUAAUAAAACAAGGACAAAAUUAUUGUUGUUCUCAUUUUUAUGUGAAAGUGAACAUCAAAGUCAGGCACAGAAAAUGUUUAUCAUUGAGCUAGAAAAAGUCAUUGAACAAACGUUAACAUAAAAUAUUAUGCAACAUGCUCUGGAGUUUGGAGAGCUGUCUGACUCUGUGUUUAUUGUUUAUUGUACUCCAGAUUGAUUUAUUAGCUAGGGUCACCUGCCUGACUGUCCUCAGCAUCACAUCAGGCACUGCACUGCCACGUUCUGUUUUUCUUUUGUAAUUCCUGACCAUGUCUUCUUCCUUUCUCCUCGCCUUUAAACCGCUCUUUUCUCUGUAAAAGAGACAUGUUGCCCCAAACUUCCAUGUUUGCUAAUUCUAGCUCUGACUUAAAGUUAUCUUAAAACAGAAAAAUGACUGAGCUAUGACAGGAUGCCUUAAUCUCUCCUCUAACAAGUUUACAUGUGCAACUGCUAGGAUUUUUAUCUGGAAGAAGCCUAUUUUAAAGUUUGUUUUUUUUUUACUUUAGGUUGUGCGACAUGGUUAAUUGGCGCUCAUCUCAGCUCACAAUGCGCUUUUUUUCCUCUCAGACAGGACAGACCCCUGACCAUGUAAAGGAAGAAAUGUAGUAGUCCACUUUUUAGUUGUGCCCUCUGGUGGCAAAGGUAACUCCCAUUUGACAACAAGCCCUGGUCACCCCUACUUGAAUCCAAGAGUGCAGCUAAAUAUGUCUCUUUUAAAUGUUUUCCCCUUUUGGGGAAGUUCAAACCAGCAAGUUUAUUUCUGGUGUGUGAAGUUCCCGGGACCUCAGGUAGACCACCUGUCCCUACAUUUGCCUAUCCCUAGUCCUUGAGACAGCAGUCUUGAAUCCUGCAUAAUGACCUUUUGCCGCAUGUCAGCCUCUUUCUCCUCAUAUCCUGUCUCUCUCAACUAUCUUAACAAAUAAAGGCCAAUGUCAUAAUGUAAUUUAAAAAAAAAUUGGGAUAUUGUCUGACUCACACAGCUCUUAACUGUCGUAAACCAAUUUGGCAAUCGUGUCAUGAGCUGAGCCGAGAGAAAAAUCCAGAGUUGAAAUGUGUCAAUCACACGGACUGACCAGUUUUAUUUUGAAGGCAGCACGAGCAGUUUCCGGUGUCGCAUCUUGGAGCUGAGCAGGUUGGGAGUAGGUUCUAUAGCAGGGACAGCAUUGCACACAGACACACGCGCCAAGUGAAUAGAUAAUUAAAGGGUACAGUAAAGAAAAAUCUCUUUCCUCAGCUAUAAGCCUACUAAGAGCCUCCAGCGGGCUCAUGGAGGACGGGGCCCUGCCUGUCAUCACCGGGGGCAAGAUAAUCGGAUGCCUUUCACUACAGCAGCGCCUUUAGAUGCUUUCCAUACAGGACUGAUUGGUUGACCAAUGGCUUCCAAACAUGCGCUUUUCUCUAGCAAAUGCAGCAAUGAUGAGGAGGUUGAGCGGCUUAAAGAUGCGCGAUACCGUUGCAUUCUCUCUCCGAUGGCAUGGACCUUAUACUAUCCACGGAUGGUGGCCGCCUUUUCGUCGAGAAACGUGAAAAGGACGGGGGCGCUGGAAUGGAUGCUGUUUCGGUGGUUUGCGACCAUCAGCGCUGUACUGAUGCUGAUGAUGCAGAGCUCCUUAGCGGCUGAAGGUGAGACUCUCAUGCUGUUAUCCUGCAACCUGUUUAAAUGUUUCUUCAUCCAUUGUGCUAUAAUUAAAUUGCCUAAAUAAAUAAUAAAUAGGCACACCACAUGACUAGCAACCUGAUUGACGCGGAAUAUUCUGACUCCAAGUCUCACACUGACUCGAUAUUAUUAUAUAGGUCGGUUAUCUUGCUGUUUGGCCAUUUUAGGAAGGAUUAACUGUGGAAGAUUUAACGAGGGUGCGUUAGGUAGGCUAUGGGCCGAAUAUUUGGACUGAACACAACAGCUGGAUUGUAAAGGAUAAGGUCACGUUACGGUGUCUGAAACGGUAUUAUUCUAGCUGAAUUGUCAUCGCCGAUUUUUGUUCAUUUAUUGUAAAUUAUUGUUGCACUGUUUUGGUACAGAAAUUAAGUGUAUCUUAACAAAAAAUGUACAGGCCGUAGUCGUCGAUGACUCGUCGAGAAACGCACAGCCGGAGCGCACGGUGGUCCUUAGCGUUGCGGACUACCGCUCCAUCGAAAGACAAAACAUGGCCGUUUCUUUAUUGUUACUUGGUGCAAAAACUUUUUAUUCAUACACGGAGCACUGAUACCAGAAUUGUUAAUGAAACAAAUAAUGUGCAUGUGUGGCGUUUCGUCGUCAGUAGCUGCAUCUAGGCGGAAUGAUUCAUGAUCCGAGGAAAACACAAAUUAGCAGAGGCAGUUUUAUCAGGCUACAGCUCUCAAAAGGUACAAGACAUCCAUAUACCUACUACCCAUAUUAGAGGAAUUGCUACCGUUUUAGAUCAGAUUUUGCACUUUGUAACUACUAUCCAAACCCCACAUGGCCUGUUGCUUUACAUACGGAUCCUUUUUUGAUGUUAAAUCACUGGAUGGUACUUGACUGAGUUGACUGCAUUUCAGUUCAUUCCUAUGAGAAAUCUGAAGAAUGAGAAAGCAAACAGAUGAUGUCUUUACUGUACUUACCUUACUGGAAGAUAAUAUCAAAAAGAGUUCUUGCACAGUUGACAUGUACACUAACAUAUAAACAUAUAGGCCAACACCAGAUACAAUUAAACACCUGUAUAGAUCAGAACAGAGAUAUUAAAGCUUUGAAAAGAUAGCUUCCAAGUGCCUUAUCAAUAGAUCACUGAAACGCAUCUGGCUUUAAAAGAAGCCUAAAAGGUCCUAUGAUCAAUAUUUGGUUUGUAUCAGUUUUGAAACCACUUGUGUACACAGCAGUCCUGGUUUUGCCUCUACAUGCUUGAGUAGUGUCAUCCCCAGAAAUAAAAUCCUGCUAACUUGUAUGGCCAAAGGUUUUUGUUGUUGUUGUUGUCAAUGUGAAGACCUUUUCGUCAGCAGCCUCAGUGACAUCUUUACCCCCUGACACAAGUUUUAGGCAUUAAAUAGACUGUAACUUUACAUACUAGAAAUUCAAAUUUUUAGAAAUCGUAAUUUCAGUCUAUUUCAUAACUGUCAAAAAAAUUAUCACAGGAGCUCCCACAUGACAAACAUUUCACCUAUGAUGUGGUUUUUGGUUACUAGAGCAAAGGUUAAUUUAUUUGUAGCCCAUGUCACAAAGGUAUACACAAUAUGGUCCAUAGAAAUAAAAGAAAAAUCUAAGUGAUGUUAAAAACAUCCUGACAAGUAAAUGGUUGAAUAUUAAAAUGAAGGUGAAAUGCUGUGUGAAGUAAUAUGCAGCAUAAGGCAGUGAGCAACAUAAAAAUAAUUAACAUAGAUUCAAAAUUACCUAACAAUAACCUGUGCUGUACAAUGAAAACAACUGUAGUGCUCUAAGAAAUGUCUUUGGGGUCCCUAAAUGCCCAUCACAUCAGCACAUCCAUAUCACUUAAUGUCAAAUAUGAUAAAUAUUUCUCAGGUGUUCCUCAGUAAAUAGACCAAAUUACUCUGACAUAAAUAUACAGGAUGUAUGAAAAUUACCUGUGAGGUGGAUAGCAGAGAAGUUUCAGGAGCAAGCAGUAUUGUCCGUGUAAAAGUUUCAUAUAGAAUUUUUACAUAGCUGAUGGAGAAAUGUGUUUUCUAAACUUUAAUACAUUAUAUUCUGAAAAAGUACAGAUGAAGACAACUGUAUUUAUAAGUUGUCAAAUAAGGCAUUUUAUAACAUUAGAAUAAACUAGCACAGAUUUAAAGCUUGUAAAUAAUAAUAAUGAUAAUAAUACAUUUUAUUUGUAUAGCGCUUUUACAGGAGCUCAAAGACACUUUACAAAAACAUAAAAAUACAGUGAGGCAAAGAUUAAUAGUAACAAGCUAAAAAUAAGGUAAAAUCAGAUAAAAAGAAUAAAAGAAAGUCUUGCAAUGUUUUUCAGGUGAAGGAAAGCGGAGCAGGCAAGUUGGGAAAUAUGGUGGUCAAAAGUAAGGUUGGGGCGAAAUGGAUACCAAGGUUGCGGACCAGUGAAGAGGGGGUGACAUGGGAUUGGUCAACAUGGAUGGGGAUGUCUGAGGUGGUUUUGGUGAGGGUUUUGGGCCCGAUGAUUAUGAGAUCUGAUUUGUCACUGUUGAGUUUGAGAAAAUUGUGGCGCAUCCAGGUUUUUAUUGCGUUGAGGCAGGAGGUGACGGUGGCAAGGGUGGUGGAGGAGAUGGAGCGGGAGGAGAUGUAUAGCUGGAUGUCGUCGGCGUAGCAGUGUAAGUUGAGUCCAUGUUGCCGGAUGAUAUUGCCAAGGGGGAGUAGACAGAGGGUGAAGAGUAGGGGACCAAGCAAAAUAAAACCUUUAACCUUUCACAAUCUAAGACUGACAAUUAAAUAUUCUACAAAUAAUUGUGCAAGGCCAUGGAUAAAUACAGAGGUGAAAGGUAACUAAUUUAGUCAGCCUACUUACCUUUGCUGCAUAUUUAAGGGAUUUGUACUUAACAGAAAUAAUUCCACUUAAUAUUUCUGCUUUACUACAUCUUAAGGGCAAAAAAACAAAACAAAAAAAAAACCUCUGCUGUAUUGAUCAGUUGUAGUUACUAGUCACCAUGCCCAUGCCAUCCUAACUGCUUUAACAAGUGUUCAGAGGCAAUAGAAGUAGGGCCCUGCUGAAGGUGGCAGGGCGCUAGACAACCACUUCUAUUGCAGGCUCUGAUCAUGACAAUUAUUGUUGCAUGUACAGAAAGUGAUUUAUUUAUACUUCAGCAUUUUUGAAACAGCAAAACCGUUCAUUUCAGUGAACCGGAUCAUUCCGGUUUGUUCAGUAAAAAGAUCCGUUCAUUUUGGUCAUUUCGGUCAAUUGGUCGUUAGUCAGUCCGUUCUCUCAGGUUCAUGUUCGUUCAGAUGCGGAACGAACGUGAACGUGUGCGAACGGACUGACUCGAACAGACUGACUCGACACGGCUGACCGGGUUUAUGCAGGGGGAGAUCUGUUCAGACUCUGAACGAACGAGAGCCUCUUAGCUCCCUUUGUGACAAUAAAAUCAAGUAUUUCCAACAGAUACGUCUUUGCUGACAUUCAAAACACAGAGAGAUCUAAGGAUACGUAUUCAACAGCGGUGCGACUUGGGACAAUAUCAUGCGCAUUUUUUUAAAAGUCUCCAGGUAACGGUCACUUUUUACACUGAAACACAGGCAUGUUGACCCAGCUAAACCAAGCUAUAUAGCUUAGCUAGCACAUUACGCUUUGGUACUAAUUCAAAUGAUGGCUGAAUACAGAUGUGUCUGUACACACCGUACAGCAUCGGGAUAUUUUACUGGAAAAGCGCAUCCAGCUGUCUCAAGCAACCCCGCGUACUCUUAUCAACCGCUGUUUGUUAGCUUAGCAUGCUAAACCUUCUGCUAGUGAGUCUCUGCCUCUGGCUGCAGCAGCAGCUGUGUGCCUGUGUGUGUGCAACUGCGCGGCACUGUUUGUUGGACUCAUGAGUACAGAUACCCCCCGCAAGAGACUGCCUUAUAGUUUAUUUUAUUCAGUACAUCCCGUUGCGUUCACAAGUCGGUCGGCUAGUGACAGGCUGACAGCCCCUCGCAGAGAGUGAACACUUGUGCUCAGUCAGUCUGAGAGUCGGUCAAUCUCUCGGUCAGACCGAGCUGACUGAAAAGACGGAGACCGAGUCGGUCAUCGGUCCCGGUCUUUCAGUCAGCUCAGUACUGCUGCUGCUUCUCUAAGCCCCACCCACCCACAGAGCGAGGCGCGACGUUAGGAUAAGACAGGCAAGCACGGAGAUAGUCCCGCCCUAAGGAACUGACUCUUCAGCCAAUCAAAAGAACUGAACGGACUGAACGAGUCAUUUAGGGGGGGCUGACCUCGUUCAUUUCGUUCACCAAAAAGAACUAUUUCUUUUAAUCCGUUCGUUCAUGACCGACACACCACUAAUGAGUUCAGCUAAACAGAGACACAGCUGACUUGUCAGGUGGGCACACUGUAAGCUCUUGGCAAGGUGGCUGUAGACCUGCCUUGACUGCCUCUUGUGAGGUUGCUGAAAACCGAAGUCAUGUUAUUCAGAAAUGGUGAGGUUAACACAGACAUUCAUUCAGAAAUAGACGAUGUUCAAAUUGGACAAUUAUAUGACAAAAAAUUUGUGGGUGUUUUAAUCAACCACAAACUCUGCUGGAAACCACACAUUAAGUAUCUGUGCUUAACCUGUGCUCAAAGCUGAGUAAACUGAGUGUGAGUGUGUAAUGCUUCUUCUAAAUCAUGUAGCAAUACACACAUCUUUUUCCUUAUCUGUCCCAUUGUGUUGAAGAUCGGGGGAACACUUAUCAAAGCAGUCUACAAAAGAUAUGCAUGCUGCAAAAAAGAACUGUAAGGAUUAUCAAUCAUGUUGGUGUCUGAGAAUAUACUUAAUGUAUUUGGGAGUUUUGGCCAACUGUGUUAUUGUUAGACCUGCAAAAAUCACUUAAAUGAACUGAUAUUGUAAAUAGGGGGCAGGAAGAGAUAAACUGUUACCUUAUCCUGCCCCUUCUUGAACGCAUCAACCACGUCUCUUUUAUUUUAUGUCAGUAUUAGCACCAAGUUGGCACAUUGUUAAAAAUGAAAAGAAAACACAAUUUCCUUUGGUCGCCAGGCAAUGGGACAGAAACAGACAUUUGUGUUGGUUUCAUGUCUGGCCUUUGACAUCUUGACCCUGCAACACUUGAGCAGAUUAUGAUCAUAUAGCAGGAGUGGACCAGGGCAAUCAUUCAGGCCAGGAAAUAUAGAGCCACAGCCAGGACACUUUUUUAGUGGGAAGUAAACACCUCUCUCCUGUCAGUGAACUACAAAUGCCACCCUCUAGAUGACCCUUUGACCUCCAGUUUUAUCCCUGUCUCUAUCAUUUAUCCAACAGUCAUUACAAACUCGUCUGGAGUGAAUAUAAAGCAGUAUCCUGUUGAUGUGCAGGCCUGCACAUCAGUAACGCUCUUGUUCCUUCAAAAUAAGAGCUCCCAACUGAACAAAAUCACACACGACUGCGCCAGCCUGAUCGCACGUCAUGUGUGCACUUGUCGCAGCUUGCCUUGAGUGAGAAUGUGCUUAAGUGUGUGUGUGUGUGUGUGUGUGUGUGUGUGUGUGUGUGUGUGUGUGUGUGUGUGUUUGUGAGUGUUUGACGCAGACCCACAUUCAUAAGACUUGAAAGAAAAGAGGGGCUGGUGGACCAAGCAGCAGGCCAGCCCACCAGGAAACGUCCCCUUGUCCCUAUGGCCAUAGGAAGACAUGCUUCAGCAGAAGAAGGUGUUUCACGUGGAAAUCACUGUUUUGGUCUGUUACCACGGGACCAAAGUUGAAUCCCCUAGAAGUGGUUUUCCCAGUAAGUAGGUGACAGAAACAGUGCAAAGGCUUUUUGCUUCCACAUUCUCAGAGCUGCUAUGGCUGGAGGAUCACUUAAAUAUAUAUGGAGGCCUACAGGCAAGGAAAAAUGUUUUUUUCAUCUUUAUUCAUUUGGCUUUGAAUUUGCACUGUACCCAUACAUCUACCCUGUCCAUAUUUCUUCUCAGUGGAGGUUGUUCUUUCCCAGUGUGUUUGAAAUGGUCUGGUAUAAUGGUCACAUAUGUUGCUCUCAGUAAGGACAGGUGGCUAACUGUUGGAGGGGAAAACACCAAAAAACUGCUAAUAGUUAUGCACAUGGCUCAGUCCUUUAAACUAUUCCACCAUGCAAUAUUCAGUUUAUUGAUUACUUAGUUUUUCUAUUCACUAUUUCCAUUUUUCAGUACAAAGAACUGAUUGAACAUAUCAAUCAUAAAUUGCAUUUCAAAAAGAUAUCUAUGCUCCUGUAAAAAACCUCUUGCCAUUGUUUGAAAAUACCUCAGAAAUCACAUGACCCUCCUUGAAUAAUGGGUAGUUAUUCAUGUUCUUUUCCUGUUUUCUUUUGCUGAAUAUUUAAUCAUGGACAUUUCUGUGAAAUCUCUUGUCUACGGUAUCCACGCAGUGAAACUGUGACCACAAAUGUUCAAGUGUUCAGUGUGAGGUCUGGCAGUCACUUUGAAUUAUCUUAGUGUGUGUGUGUUUAGAGGACAGUCAUGUUUAAAGUCAGUUGGAGCUGUCCAGAAGUGUGUGGUCUCCCACAGUGUUUUUAUCAGUAAAGAUCUAAAAGUCCUCUGGUGACCUGCCAACUGACGUCUAGCCACGUUACUACUAACAAGCCUUCCUAUGCGAGCUUGUGGGAGUGGAAAUGAACGUGAAAUUCUUUAUACCAGAAGUAAAUUAGAUCACAGUCAAGUUUGCUGAACAAUAAAUAAAGGACCUACUUUCAGUGUCGUGCAUAAACCCACGAAAAUAAACACACUUAUUGCAUGCACUCAUAUUUUGUUGACGUGUGAACUGAAUGGCUCAGUUUGCAAUUCAUGAAUGGGAACCUGAGCGUUGUUCACCCUGGUGAAAGUGCAUGUCUACUCACAUUUCAGAUGGAUCUGAGAAGCACUGAGAAUUGCAGAGUGUAGUUGAGCACUGUUUCACAGCCAUGAAAGGGAGAUUUAUGGAUACCUGCAUGCAUUCAUAAGCCAGCACUUGAAGCAGUCUGAUGAACUAAUCAGGACAGAUUUCAGCAGGCUAAAAAAUUGUAGUUUUAGAAGGCUAUAAUGUCUUUAAGAAUGUAGAAUAUUCUCAUUUGCUUGUUAGUUUGUUUUUAGUUUUCCUCCUUACCUAAUGUGACAACCAUCUCACCUGUUUUAUCAAAGCAAAUUUUUUCAGUGUAUUUAACAACAUCCACUGGUAGAAAGGCUCUUGUUCCUCAAAAAUAAGGAAGAGGGGUGUAAAAUCAUGUGCUUACACAGUUGAAAUAGAAACUAGAGGUUUUUAUCUCAGUUGGUUCUUUUAUCUUGUUUCUUAUAAAUCUGACAUUGACAUUGACAUUAAAUUGGAAAUAUAGCAGUAUACAUAUGUGCACUUCAUAAUUAUUGCUUAAUUGGUUAUUGCACAGAGAGUUUCAGCAGGUUGUUGUAACAGACAGUAUUAAUGAUAUGAUAGGGUGUGCAUUCAACACAAAUGCACAGAAAUAUAAUUUAGCUAAGAUUAUGACCUCCCUAUAUCAUAAUAAUAACAAUAACAAUACAAAUAUAUGUACGUAUAUUAAUAAAUAUAUAUAUUCUGGUUCCCCUCCAUGUUGCUGCUAGCAGUGCUUUCCACCCUGCUCCCUUCUAGUUGUCAGGUAAAACUGAGUAGACUGUGUCAUUUUCUGUGCUCCAGUGCGGGAAUAUCGCCAGACACCAAAUACAAAAAGAACAAAUACUGAAAAAUACUGUGAGGUGUUAGAGGAGCUAAACAGCUUAAUCAGCGUUGUAUUAUCUCCUGUUGUAGUUGCUUGGGUAACGCGGAUAUUUUUUGUGUGUAGAGAUUACACACUGUAGCUUUAAUGUGGAGAAGCCGUCUAAUGUUUUCCGUUGCAAGCCUCCCUUUGAGAAGUCCUGUUUGAUGGUGAUUAAUUAGCUUCCCUACAAAUGGUUUCAAUCUCUUGACAAGGACUUGAGUAAAGAGAUUUAAUUCUCUCGUAAUGAGGGAUAUCAACCUCCUUAUCUGGAGUAGAUUCUGCAGUUUAUAUAACUGAAUAGAAAGCUCUAAUUGUGUCAUUUAUCUCAUCUGGGUUAUGUGUACCAAGUUCUAAGGUGGUUUGAAUUGCAUUAAUUGAUAAAAAGGACACAUUUUGUUUUGCCCAGCAGCAAGAAGUCUACUUGAACUUUCUCGGUGUUGAAUUUGGAGACUCUGGUCAAGCAUAGACAGAAGCUUCUCUGCAUCUACUGCACUUUUGAAGAAAAGACAAAGCCAUUCAAGACUGGCUUUGUCCUGGGCACUGCAGCCACAGUGGCUUGCUGAAUCUCAAUCUUUUAUCCUACAAGAAAAGUAAUCUCACACUGGCCUUUCCUGGAGAAACUGAAUGGCAUUCUCUCCUUCUGCUGACUUAGCUAAGUCCACCAAUUAGAUGUUGCACCUAUGCAAUGUAUCUUUCAUCUCAACUACUUUCUGGGAGAGUUUGAGUAAAUCUCUCUGAAGACUACAGGCAUUGUGUUUAAUUGUUCUCAUGUUAGAUGUACUAGCAUUUAUCUUACCUUGUAGCUUCUCAGCUAGCUCGGCUAGUUGAGUGAUAUCCAGAUUCAGUCUGGUAACAGCUGAAUUUACGAAUCGAAUUAUGGUUUUUAGGGCUUGAAUUUCACCAGAGAGGAUGUCCUCUGCUGCCUCUCUUAUAGCCAGCUUAACUUUCAAGUCGUCUUCUUGUCCCUGUAAUGCUAGCAAGAUGGCAGCAUUUGAUGGCUCUUGACUGCUUGUCUUUACCUUGAGGCUCUUUCUUUUUGACAGUAGGAGUUUCUUGCACUUUGUACUCUGCACUUUGUUCUUGUUUUUAAAAUGUGUGAUUUAUUCUGGUUUCAUCCCUAUUUCUAUUCUUCCUCUGUUAAUAUUUGUAUUUUCAAGAGCAAGCAUAAUGUCUUAAUUUCCUGGGAUGCAUGAAUUAUUCUGAUUCUGACUCUUGAGACACGUCAAGUCUCGUUGUUUUAGUUUUAGACAUUCUUAGGGAUACUUGGGGGUGAAAAUAAACGAUAAAGCCCCCUGAAUUAUAGAGUUUAUCAAUAAAUUUUCUGACUUCGAGACAGAGCUCAGUCUAAGAGUGCAUCACAUCACAGCAGCCACAGGCAGUCUUCCAUGCUGCUGAUUUCUGUUUAGAGUUGAAAACCUUUCUCUAGAGCAGAGGAUUUUAUUGAAUACUCAAGACUCAUAGUCUUUUGAGGGUUUUUUUUUCUUUAAAGGAUAGUCUGACAUGAAUCAAUCUAUCCUGGGCUACUUUUAAAAUGUAAAUGCUUUUUAUUUAUACAGCCCUUUACAACAACCCUGUCAGUGAACCAGAGUGCUUUUCAAUACAUAGUAAAUAAAAAUGAAUAAAUAAAAGCAAUAAUAAUAAUAAUAAUAAUAAUAAUGAUGAUGAUGAUAAUAAUGAAGAAUGAGAUACUGUGCAAUAAAAUAAAGUAAAAGUGUCUCCAUGCUACUGGGUAUUAAAAGCCAGCAUGAAUAAAUACGUUUUAAGUCGAGAUUUGAAAAGGCCCAGGUCACAAAUAAGUCGCAUUUCGGUAGAGAGCUUAUUCUAGAGCCUAGGACCAGCAAAUGAAAAGGCUCAGUCACCCCAGUGUUUGUAUUUUGAUCUGGGCACUUCCAGCAGAAGUUGGUGUGAUGACCUCAGAGCUCUACCAGGCUCCCGAAUGGUUAAAAACUCAGUUAAAUAGAUGGGGGCGAGGCCAUUAAGAGCUUUUUUAAACCAACAUUAAAAGUUUGAAUCGGUUUUUGGGUUCAUCUGCUUGUUGUCAGUUUGUUCUACGUUUUCUUCUUAAGCAACUGAACAGACUCAUGGGGAGGCGUUUUUCAGGUGGAUGGUAUAGAUAAAAAUGUCCGUGUAGGAAAGAACAUUUAUCUGCGUUCUUACUCUUUAGGUCUGUCACUAAUAAAUUCCCUUCACAUUUAACAAGAAUUACAAGAUUUUUUUUUUUUUUUUCACAACUCAAAGUAAACUCUACAUGUUCAUAACAGGCAUUGAGGUAUAAAAAUGUCAUCGACAUACUGUUUCCAUAGUUUGAUAUGGUUUUGAAAAGGAUUCACAGGACUGAAGACAUGGUCAUUCUCAAAACCGGCUACAUACAGGGAAUUGAAAUUUGGGGUCACUUUACUGUCCUUGGCUGUACCCUAACUUUGCAUGUACAAAGAAGUUUUCUCAUCAGUAAACAUUUUUUAUGAGCACAUUCUCAACGAGUUCUCUUAUACACAAGCUGUUUAAGAACCAUGUGAUGUACUGUCUAGAAAUAGAGUGAGAGCACUUAAACCCCCAUAGUGAUUUACAUCAGUGAAUAGGUUCUGUAUAUCCAUGGUAACCAAAUGUGUGUAAUGGCUUAUUUGAGCUGCAAACUUGAAGUAGUCAAUCAUGUCCACUGGGUCCCUCACAAACGAUAGCAGGGCAAUAAUGAGCUUUAUAAAAAAUACACAAGAUAUAAUUUUUUCAGUGAAUGAACAAACGCAGUCACUACAUGUCAUACUCACACUGAUCCAGCAAGAGGCAUUGUAAGGUGCUUCAUAGUUUUAACAGAUCCAACUGUUUAAUACUUGACUCUGAUUCAUCGAAACCUGAUGACACAACUUUUUCUCAGUGUUUUGCUGUUCCUGUCCAAGCAUUUUCAAACCUGUUCAUGCUCAGCUUUAGACUGCAUUUAUGAUUUAUGCAGGUGUGGUAUGAAGUUAAACCCAUACACUAAUUAGUAGCAUUUAUAAUUGCAUGUAUUUUGUGACACAUCAUCUCUGUGGCUCCUCUUUUGUGGAUGGUUGUGGUUGUUAAUUGUAUGUUAAUACAUUUUCUAAAAUAGCAGGAUGUCUUGAGCUUCUUUUAUACAGUUCCUUUUCAGACCUUUUUGGUUUUCACCCCUGACAAGUAUCCUAUGAAAUUCCUGAAUUAAGCAAAACUUUGAACUCUACAAAAUAAAUCUAAACUAAGAACCAAAGUGAGGUACUUAUUAAAAGAAACGGACAUAAAAAAAAGUCAGAACUAAAAAAUGAUAACAAAUGAUAAUUUCUAUUUUUCUCUUUGUUAAGAACAAAUAAUUUCCUGAAAUAAUCUCACACAAGUGCUCAUGUGUGGGUUUAGGCGUGUGCAUCUAUCUAUGUUUGUGUUUAUCAGGGUUGAAGGAAACCUGAAAAGACAGAUUUUUAAUGUUGUAUUUUCUGCCGAAAAAUCAUUGUACUAAAACUCUUUUUCUGCUUUAUCUUUCAUCCACCUGUCCCUCCAUCUCCCUCUCCUACAUUUCCUACAGCUGAAGGAGGUCACACUGUUUCUAUGAGACAUGCCAUUUUACCUUCCAACCUCUCAGUCAACCAGAGAGGCCAAGUUAAAGUCAAAGAUGUGAUGAUCUGGACUGGAGCUGUACCUGGAGCUUGGCCUGUGGGUCAGAUGCUUGCUAAAGACAAAGCAGCAGCUAAUACUGAGACAGAAGCAGAAAAGCAGACUGAUGCAGGGGGGAAAGUCUCUGAGCCCAGGAUAAUUACAGAAACCAGUGACUUGGCUGACGUUAGGGCUGGAUGGAGACUUGAGGAAAGGGAGGGGGAUGGGCUACCAAGCAUGCCCAGUGACCCAGCCAUCUGGUUUAGGCAGCAGAGACUACGGACACACAGAGAAGGCCAAAUAGCGCAGGCAACUUUCUCAUCAGUUUCCCCGAUGUUAGCAGAGACAGCUGUGUUGCAGAAAACAGCAUCAAGAAAACCAUUAGGACUGCUGUCAAAAGCUGCUUGGACAAAAAGCUCCUCUUCAUUCUUGUCCCAAGUCUCCUCAUCUUCUUCAUUUUCUUCUACAACCAAAGCUUCCUCUUUCCCUUCCCUCCCUUCCACCCUUCCUCCAUCCUCUCCUACUGGUACCAUAGAAAAUCUUGCAGCAAGAACAGUCAGUACCCCCCUGGUUUGGGCCAACAGCAACUUCUCCACCAGCAACAGCAGCACUAGUUUGGGUAGGUGCCUAUGUUCCCUUCCUCAUCCGAAAUAUCAUGGCCUGUGCCAUUCAACAACUCAAGAACUUCAGUAUUUCUGCACUUCCUGUUACCUUGCCUGUGACUUCAUCAAAGUGACCUUAACAAAGUCGUUCUUAAAUGGAAGUCUUUUGUUUCAAAACAAGACAAAUUAGUAUCUUACUACCAAUCACAUCACAUCACAUCAAAUUAUGUAACAGCCACAUACAAUAUGUCCUAAAGUAACAAUGUAAGGGGGAAAUAAGAGGAAAAUGGGAUCUGAUCUCCUGCAGUCUUUCAAGUGGAUUGUUUAUGCCUCAGAAUAUCACUAAUGGGCCAAUUGUUAAAUCAAAAUGACUCCCUCUUUAGGUUUGAAAUAAAAAGCAAUGCUUUAUUCAUGUCAACUCUUGUCAAUGGCUCUUGACAUGGUUUCUGGGUUAUGCAUACUGUCUUUAUUCACUCCCAAUAUUAAAAGCCUUGAAGUGUGUUAUCAGCAAUAAUAAAUGUGUUAAUUAUGCUUUAGUUAAUGCUAAAAUAAAUGUAUUUAUGUUUAAAAUGCAUCCUAUAAGGUCUUAUCAGAGGCUUAUUUACUAUUAUAUAUUGCUCUUUAGAAGAACGUCAUUAUUUAGUGUUGGUUUCUGUUUUCAGCUGUUUAUAAAUUACCAUUUUUUUCUUGAUAGUAGCCAAGGUCGCAGCAGGUGGGUUCAUGUUAAAAUUAGGGCUGCAUGAUUUUGGCCAAAAAUAAAAUCCAGAUUUCUUUUUUCCUGAAAACACGAUUUUAGAUUUAGAAAAUAGAUUAAUUGUGCAGCCCUAGUUGAAGUAGUGAAAAUAUUGCUUGUUUAAUCUUCAAAAGUUUGUGGCUCAGGUAUGUUCUUUGGGCAACCUUGGAGGUUAGACAAAUUGAGACACAAUAUUUAAAGGCCUGUUGUUAAGAUGAUCAUGUUUGGUUCGUCUGUUCAUCAGAGGAUUCAUUGACCAGAAUAACCCCCCACAAAAUACCACAAGACAAAUAAGAUAUUGAUGUUCUCAUUUCUUUUCCUCCACACAGAGGAGUCAGUGAGCAGCCUGCCAGCCUGGGAUCUCCCCACUGUUCCAGAGUCACUCCUGUCUACAGUGGGCGACCAUGAUGUCACUCUCCCCGCCAAUGUCACCAGCCCUUUUUCCACCCACAAAUGGAACACAACUGUUCCCUCACACACCAGAAACACCUCACGACUCACAACCACAUCGACUGCCACCGUCAACACAUCUCCUUCACUCAGCACCACUUCAACCUCACAGUUACCCACCACAGCAAAAGAACCAACUACAACAGGGUCAACCACAGUUCUAAGCCAGAACACUGUGCUCAAUGAUAGUCUUCAGCUGACUACAGUGAUGACACGGUCAAUGACUACUCUUGCUGUGACAGCUACUGAAACGAUAACGCAGACAGUGACCACUGGAAGUACUGUCACAGUACCGCAAAAUACCACAGCUGCUAUGACCAUGAAGCAAACAACCAGCCCCAAACACAGCGUGACAGCUACAACACUGCCCACAACUACCACAACAACAACGACACCUGCAACAACUACCUUCACCACCACUGAACCCCCAGCCACCACUACUGCUCCUCCAACCACUACUACAACAACUUCACCUACGACUGUUACAGCUGCCACCACAACUACCACCACCACCACCACCACUACUACCACCACCACCCAAGCACCUACUACGACUGAGGCCGUCUUUAUACCAACCACACUACCUCCAACGUCCACUACAGAACCUCUUGUCAGCACUGAAAUGGGAGAAAGUCCUCUUCCAUGCAACAUUACCAAGAAGUACUGGGUCAAAACAGGUAUGAGACCAAAACUGUGUCUCAGAGUAACUGGUGUUACCUUGCUUUUCUAGCAAUGUAAAAUUCACAGACAAAUUUCUGAAUAGAUUAAAUUUUCAUAAUAAAAUCACGAGAGUUUGUCUUAAGUUAGGGUGUGCUCCUGUGAUCCCUGUUGCUUGGUGUAAGGUGGUCUUCCAAUGUUGUUUAAAAAUUCAAUCUAGCAUGGUUGUAGGCCCACUCUCCUCCAGAAGCCACUUGUUUGUGGGGGAAGCCCUGACAAGUCGAUCACCGAGUGCAGCGGAUCAUUUCCUUGAAGUAAUAAUCAUCAUAAUAAUCAUUUUGCACUGCAGACACAGUAGUUCUUCUGCCUUAGUGUCUCGAUCUGAUUGCAUUUCGAUGAAGUAAUAAUCAUGAACAUUCUUCCUUGAGCUGCGAAACUCUGCUGCACUCAGUGAUCAACUCGUCAGGACUCCCCCACAAACAAGCGCCUGCUGGAAGAGAGUGGGUGAGUUGUGUUUAGUCUCUUUGCUAAAGAAACCAGGCAAAGCUAUGGAGUGGCUUUUUGGUUGAGGUUUGCACAUAGAGACCAAUACUGCUGUGUAUUGCUAUCAUGCGGUCGUUACUAAAGUUGAUAUAACUAGAGCAGCAAGCAGUCUGCAACAUUCAUCUCUCGAGGGGGUGUCUAAUUCGGUGUUACGGUGUGUUUGACCAUGACUUAAACUUGCACCGGAAUAUCCCUUUCAGAGGUUAAGUUGUGUAAACACAGAACCUUAGUUUUAUGCAGUAGUCAUAUUGAGUGCAUUUUAGUAGAUUUUACUCAAAAUCAUUAGGUCGCAUAAAUUAAGUCUAAGUUGUGUGAAAUAAUAAUGUUAAGAAUGCAAUAAUUUCAUGCAUGCCCAUGAAGGGGUCAAGGUGGUCAAUUUUUAGUCUCUUGGAUACUACAUGUAGGGAUAAAUAAUUUUAUGUAUGUAAUAGUUAUUCAUAAUUGUUUUAUUUUAAUGGUAUUAUUACACCAAUAGUCACGUUGGUGUUCUGCUAGGAGGUUGUUGGGGAAAUCUAAUUGGGGAAAUCUAAUUGUAGUCUUGCAGUUGGUGACCCGUCAAGAUCCCUGGUCUUAACAAAAUCUUGGCUUGUGACUAAAAACUCUGCAGCUUUUUUUGCUUUCAAAGUUAUCUUCUAAGUGAAGGGCUUAAAAAGUUUUGAAUGAAAGUCCUAAACUUCAGAGCUUAAAAAAAGUUUUCUGAUAAGUGAGAAAACGCAUGUUUCCCUAUGUUUUUCAAAAACAAUCAUUGCAAAGUAAAAUUUUAUUUAAUCAAAAAUUUUGUAAAAAAAAUCCAAAAUUAUGAAAACUCACAAAGCAAGGGUAGACUGUCCAAAAGCAUUAAUGCUAAUUUGACAGUGAUUACAAUGAUUUUAAUGAUGUAAUAUGUCGCAGACUAUGAACAACCUUUUAAGAACAUGUUAUGCACACUUACUGAGCUCUGUUUUUUUUUAAUUAUUUUUUUUAUAGUUCUUUCAAUUGAGCUACGCAGGAACCGCCUGGACCUGAUCCUAAAACAGAACCUCUCAAAAGGACUGAGCCAUGCACUUCAGAGAGCGCUGAAUGACUCCACCGCCUAUGUACAGGUCAGUGUCUCAUACAGGUUUGCUUGGUCGAGGUGAAGCAUCAAGUUUUGAGAUAACUAGCACAAAAUAAACAAAUAUAUGCAUAUAGAUCAAUAGCUAGGGAUCAAGUGGGAUUAAAAAACAUCCCUGUACACUGGUCCAGCCAAGCCUACAUCAGACAUCCUCCAGUAGUGUCACAAUUGCCUUGAUCUUAACUCAUGACGUUAUCCAGUUUAUCUCUGACCACUGAUGCUGAUUGGAUGUUAUGUUUACAGGAUUUAUUUUCCACUUUCCCACUAAAUACUUGAUUUGAUCGGUCAAAACCCCUUCACAGCUGUCAUUAACUCUGAAGAGCAAGGGCAACACCAGGGACAGCAUGAUCACAAACCCCCGUUCAUCAGAUCAAUCUGUGGAAAGGAGAUUGGCAAUUCUACAAUGCUGUUUCUGUUUUUAUCUCGCCUGGUUGGCGAUGUGACACAAAUGUUGCUUUAGUAUUUGUAGUAUUAUGUUGGUAGAAAGGAUAUUUCUGAGAUUGUUUUUAAUUUACUUGGAGAGCUGAAAACUAUAGAUAGCUGGUUGGAGAAGGUUUACAUUUGUCCAUAUUUUGAUUCAUACAGAUAAUUUUUGUUUGAAAACAUGAAAUACACAGGCAUUACCACAUUUUCCAGCUCAUCUUAGCAGCUUUUUACCAUAAUUUUCUAAGACUCAGCUGUCUUAACAUGCCCAUCUGAAAGCCUCAAUACAGCUCUGUCAAGGUCACAGACUGAAGCUCUUAAAAAUAAUCCAUCAUCUAAAAAGUCCCCUUCACCUCUUGACUUAUCCUCCACUCUACUUUGCUGAUUCAGUGUAUCUGGUAAAAUUGGUCACAAAUGUUUUUUAGCUUUUGAAGGACAGUCACAGCUGUUUUCUCCUCUGAAGGCACCAGAAAAAAAGUUUGAAAUGUUGAUGUUUUUAGGACAACAGCAGCCAAAACACAGCUGUUCAUCUCAGCCACUCCAGUGAUGACUCUUUCGUAAGCAAAGGCCCGUGUGCCAGUAUUCACAGUUUCAUUGAUGCUUAACAGAUACUUAUGCUAAUUUCAUGCUGUGUCACUAUUGCUUUCCUUGUUGAGCCAAUAUUUGCCCAGCAACAGCCCCUAAGAGCACUUCAGACAUACAUCUGCUCAGUGUCGUUUUAACAGUUCUGCUGCGAUUAUUAACACAAUGUUCUUUCUCCAAAUCUCCAAAUCAUAUACUAAUGUGUGUGUGUGUGUGUGUGUGUGUGUGUGUGUGUGUGUGUGUGUGUGUGUGUGUGUGUGUGUGUGUGUGUGUGUGUGUGUGUGUGUGUGUGUAGCAGUACAUUGAUGAAAGUGGACUGGAGCUUGGAGACUCUGAGUCACUCCCUUUGCAAGCUCACAAACAGCUGGUUAAAAAUAGAAAAAGCUGGCAGAUGAGAAGAGAAGACAGACAACUGGAUUAAGAGAAGCAGGUGGACUCACUGAGAGGCAGGCAGGCACAGUGCAGAGACCAAUGGCAAAAAUCUAUUGACUGAAACCAGAGCAGCAAUCAGACAAGGAAGGUAAAAGAGGGCAAUACUGUGAAAUAUGAGAGGGUAAAAGAAUGACUGUUCAUUUAAAAAGGACAGAACGUGAAAGAUUAGACAAAUAACUCUGGGACCAAAACAAAAAAAAAACAACACACCGAGCAAUCAAGCAGGAAUAUUGCAUUCCUACGUUAUGGAAAAUAAAGAAGACCCCAGAAAAGGAAUUUCCAUAACAAAACAAUCAGGGACUUUUCUUGGAGGAGUUUGUCAGAAAUUGAAUGUAUUUCUCAUUAAACUGACUGUGCUUUAGUGAAGGUAUGGUUUAGCAAUUAUGGUCAGGGGUUGAGGUGUACUCUGUGUUUAUUGUUUUUGCUUACAAUUUCCUCGUGAAGCUGCAAAAACAGAUUUCUCUGGGGAUAACAAAGCAUGAUCUUAGCUUAUCUAAUCUUAGCUUAGCUUAAUUGAAGUUCUCAUGAUAAGAAUUACAGACAGUCCUUGCAUUAUAUGCAAGGAUAUUUUAUUGUGAAAAGAAAAAGAACGUAUGUGCUGUUGAAUAAGAUGUCCAUAAAAUGUAUCAUUUUAAUCUGUCGUCCAUAGUCUUUCUGGUCAUUAUAAUGUGAAGACUAAGUAUUUGAGACAAUUUGACAGUUUGAAGAAGUGAGUGGAUACUUCACACGACACACUGAUUAAAAUUAAAUAUUAUCUCAUUUAUUUUGACAAAAUUUUGACAGACACCAGAGGCAUACCACAGGAAAUCAAAUGUAAGCUCUAAAGUAGCUGCCUUAUCAACUCUAGGGUGUCCUUGUGUUAUACUCACAGAUUUAGCAAAGCUGUGAACUGGGUUUACAGGGAAAUGGUAAACACUGUGAAGAUAUGCAAUUGAAACUUCAAAUGUCUCUGGCUUGCAUUAUUCCAAGGGAGCAAACUUAAAGGGAUAUUCCAGCAUAGAUUUAAAUUAGGGUCAAACACACCGUAACACUGAAUUGGACACUGAAAAUACAAGGUGAAAAACUGAAUACCAAUCAGAUAAUCUUCAGUAAACAUUUUUUACAUGACAUUAUUUUAAGAUAGAGAAGACUUGACAUUUCCCUCUUUGUUUUUGUGUCCUUCACAGGUGGAACAUGAUGACUGCAGCCCCCACAAUGUGACCUUGGGUUACUAUGUGAGCAGUGGCAAAACUGUCUACAUUUCCUCUUUGGUGGUUGAGGCACUGAGUGUUUACGGUUUUGAUAAGCUACUGUCGGACAUCAGGCAGCACACUCCCUUGGUGAAGGCAGUUCUGGUUCCAGUGGCAAGCUGGCUGCCCCCUCCAAGCAUUCAUCUACAGCUGAAAACAGGUGAUGAGAUCUCAUGGGAAACAAGAUAAGAUCAAAAGCAACAAAACAGAAGCUAUCUACAGAUUUACAGAUGAUGUUUUGGGUGUGUAAGGAUAAAGAGGGAGAAAGUGCAAGGGAGGUCUGAGAGAGAGAAAAUGCAAUGAGGAAAUGGGGAGGGACACGAGGGAGGAGUCGAGCAAGGACAAAAUGACAGAAUUCAGAUUACAUGUCUGAUUGGUUCUCAGAAUGCAAAUGGACUCAUCAAUACAUUAAUAUUCAAUCAUGUAAUUUGUUUUUAAUUCUCAUCUCAUUCUCUUAAUCAUUCUUUGACACCGUUGAAAAUAAAAAGAAAGAACUGCAUCGACAUGACUAACAAGAGGGAUUGUCUACACCAACUCGAAAAGUUUGAAUGUAGAAAGAUGGGUUAAUUGGUUGAGGGGAAAUGGUUUACACUGAGAGAAAGAGUCCAUGGUCCAAAGGUAGAAAACCUUUAGGCAUGAGUCUUAGUGUGACAAAAUACGGGACAGAGGACACAAGAGGAAAAAUUUAGGUGUAGUGCAGCAAAGGACAACCCUUAGGUAAUUUCACUGUGAUACCAUGAGUGGAUAAGCAGCACGUGACCAGGACAUUUAUUUGGUAAUUAUUAUUAUCAUUAUCAUUAAUUUUUUUAAGAAUAUUAAGUAUGCACAUUUUAUGGAGAAGCAUAACAGCAACCGUAAAUAUCCUUGUACCACACAGUUCAAUUUAAACAUUUACAUUUGAUUCAGUAAAUUACAAGGGAAUAAGCUUCUUCUGACACACACUAUUUGACCAUUAUCUCAGGAAGUAUAACUUUACACCUUUCACCUUAUAUUUCAAGUAAUCUAAGGAGUAACCACUGUAGUCACUGAACAGGAAUCCCUUCAUAAAUCAUUUAAAUUACAUCUCAGAGUUUACACACUAGACUAGCUUGCACAGGGGGUUGUACAAUUUGGCACUAGGGGCUCUAUUUUCGUGUCUGCCAGUGAAGCGGCGGACCCCGCGCAGUGGUAUUUUUGUCUGGCGGAGCCCGGCGUACAGCCAGUUUGGUAUUUUCGUGGACUGAGGCGCACUGAAGUCCGCCAAGCUGGGCGUGGUGGCGUGUCAGAGGGAGGUGUCAACAGAAUCAGCUGCUGCAGUGACAUUUUGGUGCUCGCCGGUGGCACUGAAAGCUCGCCGAUUCAAACCUGGUCAGCUUUCAGUGCAGGCGGAGCGCAGCUGGUCUAGUGGUAUUUUGGUAGACAGGUUUCCACAGUGUCAGGCACAUUUCAGUGCAAUACAUAAUCAUCAACAACUAAUAAUCUGAGUCAGCACAUACAUUUAGAUCUAUAUAGUGAUAUUCUGAUCUAUAUCUGAUCUGAUGAGCGCGUUUGGCACGCGUUUGGACACACAACCUGACCGAAUCAACACAGCUGAAACCACAGUAAAUUAAAUUAAAUAUGUAGUAAAUAGACACACAUGAUGAAGUGAACAAGAUAUGUAAUUCGUCUCCCUCUUUUUCUUUGUUCCUCAUCCUCUUAUUUCUCGCGCAGCUCGACCUGGACACGUCUCCGUGUCCUCUCCCCGUCUGCUGCUGCAGCUGAACAGAUGAUUUGUUUCAGUGAUCAGAUGAGUUAUUUACUUUAAGCCGACAUACGAAUAUUAUAAUAUUCAGUUUUGUGAGCCAAAUUUAUUUUAUAUGCCAACAUCUAUGAAAGAAAGAGCCAGGCCACGGAGCGCGAUGCGUCAUUUACGCACAGAUGGUUCUGAUUUCAAUGCCAUUAUUGGAAUUUAUGAUGUAAUCUGUGCGCAUAACCCACCUUUGUCACGUGAGGUUUGAAUAUGUGCAACUUUAUGUGAGUGUCUUUAUUUGUGGAAAAGGGUGUUUGUCUUACCAGUGGGUCCAACAUUACACAUACCAAACCCAUCUGUGCUUAUAUGAGAGUGUGGAGGACGCCCUCUGCAGCGCUUACAGUGACACUUGUUGAGGGGCUGCCUUCUAUCACCAUCGUGUGGCAUUACUGUCUUCAGACAUCUCUUGAUCUCUUUGACUACUUCAUGAAAAUAGUAAUACGCCUCGCCGGUGGCGGAUUUAAAGGCGAGGAGAGGAGCUUAUGUUAUUGGUGAAUACAGGUCUCAGCUGUGUUAGACCCUCUCCACGCCCUCUCUCCUCCCUCGCUACGACUAACGCCACUGGGAGGAGUUGAGUUAGGGAGGGGGGAUAUUUUCGCUGGGCUGUGCCGCUCUCCAAAAUACCAAACUGGGCUUGGGAACGCCUUGUCAGCGCGGUGGACCUGACUUACGCCGCGCCUGUGCCACGUCUCUGGCGAAGCAUGAAAAUAGAGCCCUUGGUGGCAAUCUUGCUCCACUCUUUGUAACUCUUUGAUUAUAAACUUCACAGUCUAAACUAGGAUGUUAUGGAGGUGGGUGAUAAAAUUUAUAAUGAAAUGGGAUACCCUUAAGAAAACAUGACUUUAAAUGGUUUUUAAUGCAGCGGAAGAUGUGAUGACAUUCCUGUAGGUUCUCAAACAUGCACACAGAUCUGUUCUUACCACAAGUUAAACACAAUGUUAUGGAAAGAAAUGCAUAUUAAUGUCAAUUUUGUCUUCUGUCCUACAAUCUAUUUGUUUAUCUCAAGUGAUUGUCCAUUCAUGAAAGUUUAAACCUUCAUUUCAAAUGUACUGUAACAUUUGCAGCAGUCACGUAAGGUUUCCACAUCAGAAAGAACUGAAACCAAAUCCUCACCAUGUCUAUAUCCCUUCUUAACUCCUAGGUAACUAUUGUCUCAGUCAAAUUCCUCUUUUUUUCUUCUCCCCUAGUGUUGAGGUUCGUUGGCCCAACAGAUAAUGUCUUCUCCUGCAGUUUUGUGGAGACUUUGGAGCAGAGACUGGAAAAUGCUUUCGAAGAAGCCCAGGACAAAGUGCUAGAGACCUACAACAGGCUCACUGUAGAGGUAAUGAAUGGGUUUAUUUCGGCUCUUUAGUUAGGUGUAUUGGGAUUACAUGUAAUAUGCUUAUUAUAGUCACAAAUUUCUUUGAAGUUCAGAAUAUUUAUUUGUGAGUAAAACACAUUAUGUACCUUCCACCAUGUGGUAAUACUGUUGUUCUUCAACAGUGCAAAUGCCUUCAAGAAAAUUAAACUAGACACAAAAAGCUUGGGGUUCAAAAAGUCAAUUAAUAAUGAGGGGAGAAGCUGACUGUAAUUGCUUGUCAGUAUCUCCAAACACCCAACACCAACAAAUCACUUUAACGAUCUGAUACCAGUUUGUUUACUUUUAGAGGGUACAGAUAUUCAUCAGACCACAUUUCUUUAACCUGUCACUAAAGACAUAUUGAUCAUGCUGAGUAAAGAAAAGCUGAUUAAGAGAAAGAUAUCUUUCAACAGUUUGGUAGAAACUGGGUCUAAGAGACAAGUUGAUGGUUUGGCAACACUUAUACAGGAAACAGUUGAGUUUAGAUCAGGAACGUUGAUAGAUGAAAAACAAUCUAGGUAUACAUGAGGUUUUACAACUGUUUCCAUCAUUUAGGAACUGACUGAGGGGUCCAAACCUGGUGGGGGCAAUCUACUUAUUUUUCCUCUGUUAUUCAAGAUUUUCUAAUUAAAGAUGCUCAUAAAAUCAUCCCAGCUGAGAGCUGGAGGGAUAUACGGCUCACCGGAGCUUUGACUGUUAGAUUUGCUACAGUGCUGAAAAGGUUCAUGGGAUUAUUAUUUUUAUUUUCCUCUACUAGGGAGGAGUAGAAGGCAGCCCUAAUACACUUUUCUGAGAGAUCUUCUGUAAUCAUUGAGACUAUCUUUCCAGAGCAAGUUAGCUACAGUUGUUUUAGUGGAGUGUUGUAUAGUUUUAUCAAGAUUUGUUUCAGCUCACAAGUUUUAUGGCACAUGGCUACUCUCUGAUGUCUGAUAGUCUUUUGUUUGAGAGGAGCCACUGAAUCAAGAACGGCUCACAGCAAAUCAGAAUCCUCAAGGAAUUGGUCGACCUAAGAGGGACUAGUGUUCGUGAGGGAGUUUUCAAAUGAGUCUGGAUAAAAUACAGUAUAGAGUAGCCAGAAUGGCUUUGUUAAACUUAGCUACAGCGCUGUCAGACAGGAGCGAACAGUAGUCUAUUUCACAUAUUUGUUAUAGGUGUAGUGUAGUGUAGUCUGAUAGGACAAAUUUAAAGGUUAUCUGAGAUUGGGCAUAUAAAAGAGCUAAGCUACACUCAUUGUAGUUACCAUUUUCUGUAAAGUAGGAACACACUGAAUAGCAGAGAGCAGGUGAAAGAGAAAACAGGCGAAGAAGCCAAAGCUAAGAUGUGGAGCUAAGAAACUAGUUGCUAACAGAGCAAAAGAGAGAAAGAGCACAACCAAUGAGAUCAUCGAGGAAACAAGUGGUGCCCAGUGAAUACAAGACUACUUCAAGAACUGCAGUGACAAGAGUUUAUUUGAAUGAGAAAAUAAACAUAAAAGAUAAGGGUAGCUAACAGCUAGCAGCAGCAGAACCCUCGGCUAAUACUACCAUCAAAUGCUCCCACCCUUGCUAUCUGGUUUUUCCAAUUUUUUUUGUCUUAAAGAAUAAGCCUUAAUUUAAAAUUUACAUGCUGAAUCAUCCAAAGUGAGUUGACUUCUUUCUCAAAUAAUCAGAUCAGGCUUGUAUCAUGUUCACACCCUGUCUUGUCUUUCAGUGUUAGCUGUCUGUAUUGUGCUUGCUACAUCAGUAGAUGUCAACUGAUUUGGAUUAAUAAAAAAAAAACUGAAAUAAUGUGCUUUUCUGUGAUCUAUCUUCAGAUCCAGAAAGUGUUCCAGGAGCCAGGCUCUCCAUCAGUCUCUCUGGUGUAUGUGGUAAAAAAUGAAGACGUGAUUCUUAAUGGGACAAUUUCUAGUGGCCUCCUCAACCAACUGACAGCAGAGCUGGUGGGAUACUUUCUAUUCUACCCUCCCCUGGUCAUCGCUGAACGUAAGCCAAACCACAAUGCACCAUGUUGUUCCUGGAAACUGUCCAACUUGCUGAACUUAUUAAUUGGCUGCAGCUGGUCAUUAUUUUAUCAGUGCACAGUGCCACAAAAUCUAACAUCUAAAUUCUUAUAAAAGGGAACUUUUUAAACCCGAGUCAGGUAGAGAAGAUACCUGCAUUUAUUGGCUGGUGGAUAGACUAGCUUACUUGGGAUCUGAAAUGACAGCAGCUGCAUUUGUUUUAACGAUUGCAGAGGCCUUACAAAGUUGAACAUAUUGAGACUAUUUGCUGAACGGGAUAGAGCUGUUGAGCAUGUAUGCUCCCCACUGCAUGAGAUCAGUUUAUCUAAACUUGUGUUGUCUCAUGUGUGCACAAACCUAAACCAGCCCCCAUGGGGGUGUAAUUCUUGUUGUAUCUUCAAAUUGUGACAGGGUUUCAAUCAGGAGAGCCAAUUAUAUUUUUUACUUAUAUAUUGAACAUAGUUGAUGCAAAAAAAGAACUUAUUGUGAGGAAAUAUUUGGUUCUGAACCUCUACUGGGUAAAAUGGUGGUAUAAUAAUUGAUUCAAAAGAAAAUCAAAGUCUUGACUUCAGCUUGUGUUUAAACCAGUAACAUGAAGAAGUAAAUAACAACACUGUAUUUUACUAGAAGUAAAACAGUGUCCAUGUGUUUGGACACCUUCAAGUGAACAAGCUCACUGAAGACUGACCCAGCGAUCAGCUGAUGUUGUCAUCAAAAAAAUGCUGUUUUCACCUGGUGAAAUAAAAAGUAAAAAAUAAAAAAAUAUAUUAAAAAUAAAUAAAUAUAUGAAAGAUGCAGCUGCCGUUUUGUGUGAAGACACAGAUUUGUUAUGUUAUUUGUGCUCUUACUGUUUAGCCUACAACCAAAUAGCUUCUUGUUAACAUGUCAGUUAACAAUUAAUGGUUUGUGGUGUAAUAGGUACAGCAUGAGAUGGCUCAAUAUUAACUAACUGAAAGGGGGGUAGGUACACUACCUAGUAGUGUAGGACAUGCUUUUGACAAUACAUCAAUUCCAGCCUUUAAAAUUGGGACAAGGACAUUGACCAUUCCUAUAAAACCCUUACUUGAGGGUUUAUUGCAGAGCACACAGAUCAAUGUGAGGAGCUGAUGAGAACAGCUGAUGGCUAAAUAUAAGUGGGUAUGCAUUCUGUGUUGUACAUACUCAUAACUUAUCAACAUCUCUCUUUCUUUCUUUAGCUCUUGAAUACCAUAAUCUCAACACCUCACUGGCGACUAAGAACUACUGGGUGAAAACGGGUAAAUUGUUAUCCAUGCCUACACAUUCACAUAAACACAAACACAGGGGUGCUUGCUUGUUGAUGAGUUGUAAUCCUAAAUUGUAUGAUCUGAACAAAAGAAUAGCACGAUUGUGGGCAAUUCAGCAGAAUGGUAUUGGCCCUCUAUCUUCUUUCUUUCCUCUCUUCCUUUCUUAGAACUUUCUUCCACAUCUGAUUAAUACAAAGACUAAAAUAAUUGUCUGAUGAAGACAGAUUCAAAGUAAUUGAUCACUGUAAAUUCAUGACACCAAAACUUACUUAUCAAGCAACUUAAUUGUAAUUAACAAUGAUGUAUGAGUUACUUUUUCUAUGAGUAGCAAAAUUAGAGCUAUGUCAUCUUUACAUCAGAUAUUUUUGUGUUACCAUUGAUGCUUUUAUUUAUCUGUUUCUGUUAAUGCUUGUUUGUGGUGGAGCAGUUUUUAAUUGAUUCAUCUGUGACCCUGUGUUUCAAUUUUACCCCUACUUUUUGAAGAUUCUCUCUGCAGUAUUUUCUAAAACUUUUUUUUUCAUGCCCACUGUCUCUUCACUCCUCCCCACACAUAACCCACUGUGUUCUUUUAUUGCUAGCCUUUUUCCUGCCUUAUGUUGUGGUUUCAAACUUAAGUCCUACAUCCCUUCUAUGUCUGCCUAAGUAUCUCUUUUCAUGCAAUGGUCCUCUUAAAUCUUGUUGUUUCUCCUCUCAAAGUUAUCCAUGACGUGGACACCUCCGCCCUGGAGGCCAACUAUCAGAGCUUUUCCAGCAUGAUGGAGCAACGGCUGGCUGAGCUCUUUCUGGUGGCUGGUAGGCAGACCUCUCAGACAGUACGAGCUCGGCGGGCCACUACAUUGGGUGGUUACACUGUGCAGGUAGGUAUAUGCUUGACAAUAUUCCAGUUACACCAUGCCUGCUUCCAGUGUAGCACAGGUACUCAGUAAGGAUCCUUCUUAGUUAGGUAAGGGGCAAGCUCUUUGUAAUCUGUCCUCGGAUUUUUACUGAUGUUUGAGUUCUUCGAUAUCUCAGUUAUAAUGGAGUCCUCAAACUCUUCUUAUUGAAAGUGCGUUGUUCCUCCAAUGCAGGAGUCAGCAAGGUGGAGAUCGCUAGCAUCAAGAGCUGCGUUUACAUGUGCACAAAUAAUCAAAAUAAAUGCCUGAUCAGAAUAAAAAUGUGUCAUGUAAACAUGUCGAUCGGAAGAUUCUGAUCCAAUUUGCCUCAAUCCGAUAGAAAUUGUAUUCUGAUCAAGAGGGGUGGAAUGCCAAUCCUUAUUCCGAAACGCAUCCAUGUAAACACGUAUUCCGAUCGUGACUCUCUAACCUGACUCAGUCUUCACUCUUUAGCCUUUGGCUUAUUCACUGAGGUCAGUACAGGAGGUUCCAUUAUUAACACUGGUAUAAAACACAACCACAGGUGCCGUGUCUGCUCCUCUGGUUACAUAACAAGGCGUACAUACAGCAUAAUGAUGCCACAUCUGCACGCACAGUGCAACCUUUGACAGAACAGUAUAAUGAGUAAGCAAGGGCGCCAUCUGGUGAGAAUAUUUAACAUGGGGGAAAACUCCUGAAUUGGAUGAGUGAGCCACUACCAUGUUAGUUGGUUUGUUGACAGCACAGGCGUAAAUACAACUCCUCUUCUUCUGCAAUUGUUUUAGCAAAAUCAGACAACUCUGCACAUGUCCAAAUGAUUCUAAUCUGAAAAAAGCUUGGUGCAUGUAUACGCACAUCAGGAUCGGAUCAUUUGAUUUUGCACUCAUAUAAACAGUGGAUUCAGAUUAUUCGAUCCCUCAAAUUUUUAAAUGGCUCAAGAAAUUUUGCCCAUGUAAACACGACUAAUGACUCAAGCUUCUUGUGAUCAUCCCGGAUUCUUCACAGUUUAACAUCUUAAACCAGCCACCAUUGUGAACCUUUAAAGUUUAGGAGUUAAAAUACCCAGAAAGACUGAUUAUAAAUGCGCAAAAGAUGGAGGAUCAGUUUAAGUUGGGGAAAGUUAGAGCGAAUGUGCUAUGUAGACAUCUUGUCUGCAGCAUGUCACCCCCAGGACUGAAUUUUGAUUAUGCCACAACACAUGGAAGAGAUUUCUCAACAAUUAUUUUUGUAUGGAUCUGAUUUUCUUUUACUCAUCUAUUUAUGUUUUGCUGAUGUGCUCUCCCAGAUGGUGAACAUUCGUAGAAUGCCUGGUCCCAAGAACCCAGUUGAGAUGACAUACUACGCCCACCUUCAUGGAGCCCCCAUUUUGGGAACCACUGCUGCUAAGACCCUUAGCAGUCUGGACCCCCAGACCAUGGCUCUGACACUUGGAUACUUUGUACAAGUACAGGCUGAACGUAAGCUUGUCCACUUACUGUGCAGUGCUGUAUGACAAUUAACUUUGUAAGAGACACCAUUAUGUAAAUGAAGGCUUUAGUAACAAGAAGUUUGACAUCCAUGGGAACUACAUGAGUGUCACCCAGACAGUAGUUAGCUACAGACAAGAGUAGUCAAUAAAGACAACGAAAAAGGAAUAAGUGUAAGGACCGGGAAAUAAAAGUGUUUUUUAAGUUUGAAAAAAAUAUUCAAACAUAGCAGUUUGAUAAAUCAUUAAAUCGUUUAGUUAACACAUGUACUUUUUUUAUUGUUGGAUUUUCCUUAGUGGUGAUUAACAAGUAACAUCUUAUAGGUGACUUGAAAGAGUUAAAAAAACAUUUAUCCAAUGAUUUUUUUCAAAUUGUGUCAAUUGUUAAUUUCAAUGUUAAACAAACAAAGUGUGGUGGAUGUCAAAAUAUGAUUUAAAUGUUUGCAGCCGUGGUAAAGAUGCCCCCAAGCAACCUAUGGAUCAUGGCGGUUCUGACCCCUCUCUUCUUGCUGUUGGUGGUCAUUGGCAUGGUGGCCUUCAUUUUAUGUAAGAGAAACAGGGUCAUCUUCAAAGCUGGCGCCUUCAGGACCUUUAAAACCCGUUCCAAGGUAGGAAUGCCAUUCACAACUACACUAUUGUCUCCUUAUCUUGCUUAUGAUACGGUGCAUUUUAUACAUGUAUAUUUUUAGUGGUUUAAUUCACAUGGACCGAUCAAAUGAGUGAAAUAACCCUUUUUUUAGAUGGGCUUUUGUCUCACCAAAAUACAUACAGUUAGUCUUGUAUAUUUUGACCAUGAGAAAAAUACACUGGUGAAACAAAAGUGGUCCAAAGGGAGAUUUCAAGAUGCCAUCUUGAUCAGUUGAAAUCAUGGUUAUAGUCUGAGAACUUAGACUGACCAUACAUUAAGCAGCACCAAAACUGAUGGUAACCAGAACCAGCUUUAAGAUGUAUUUUGGCCAGCAGCUGGCUGUUAAUGGUUUACAGUGACUCCUUAAGGCAGUGGUUUCCAAAGUCGGCCAUGUGCCCCCCAGGGGGGGCGCGACAAGUCUAAAUAAAAAUAAUGCACAUUGUGUUGUACUGCUAACCAUGGCAAAUGUCAGCAGACCUCCAGGAAAACGCAAGGGCGACAACAACACUACAUCAAGACCAAGUACCGAUCAAAACUGGACAUUGAAAAUGAACUGAGAGUGGCAGUCUCACAGCUGCACCCAAGACUGGGGAAGACCUGUAGCACGAAACAAGCGCACAGUAGCCACUGACUUAUUUUAGGGCUGACAGAAUAUAUUUUAAAGAUGUUACCUAAGUUUUCAAAUUGUUCAUCCUCAGAAAAAAGAAGUUUAAAAAAUUGUUAAAAGGUAUUGCUGUUGUUAUUUCUACAAAGUUUUAAUUUUCAUUUAAGUAAAUUGGAAAAACAAUAGCAGCUUAUGACAGACAGUGUGUUUUUUUAUACAUUCACAUAUCUUUCUUUUACAUGUUGAUGUGUACAGUCAGGUGUAGGGGGGCCUGAAACAAUUUUUAUCUGCUAAAGGGGGGCCGGCAGAAAAAGUUUUGGGAACCACUGCCUCAAUGUGUCUUGUUAACCUGAACCAUGACAAAUGCAAACUCAACACACUGGCACAAAGGUAAAGUCUGUUUAAUCAGAAAAAAAAUGCCAGUACACAGGCAGAGGUAGCCAAUCCAGAAAGCAAAAAGCAAGGUAAAAAAAACCCCACUGAAAUAGGGUCAAAAACACAGAGGCAAACACCAGAAACAAAGGCUGUAACUGUCACACAGUGGGCAAGACAACCUGGCACAGGAGGAAGGGAACUCUGGGUUUAAAUACACCAGGACAGUGGGGUUGAAAAAGACAAAGAUGAGACACAUCAGGGUGAUCAGCGGAGCAGGUAACACAAGGAGGAGCGAGUCAAAAUACCUGAUACAAGAGGCGAGGAUGAGUAUUUAAAUAAAACAGGAAACACAAGACAAGAAGCAUACAGGCGAGAAAUACAACAGUUGAAACAAUCAUGAUGAGAUAACAUAUCCUACUUAAGAAAAUUUUACGAGAGGUAGUGAUGUGCUACUGGAUAUCAGUAAUUAUUUGAUCCAUUUGUAGGGACGAGGCCAAAGACUGCAUACUGAGGAGAAGAGUGUUAGAAAAGAAGUGAAACCAAAAGAGUGUGGGUCUGAAUGACUGAAGACACUUUCUAAAGUUUCUGACAGCCUGCAGAGUAGUUCAGGGCUGCAGUAGUAAAGUGUUUUAGAAAUCAGGUAUCCUGUAAAUUGUACUGACAAAUAAUCAAGUAAGGGCUGAUUAGAAGUUUUGCACACUCAGCAUAUUUUUAAAUUAAAUAUAUGCCUUUUUUGCUGUAACUCUAAUAAUUUGCCUGCUGUGGGGUUAUUAAAGGAACAUUUUUCUUUUUUUAUCACUUAGACCUAAAAAGAUGUACUUGAACCUCAGACUUACCAGUGCACAUUCAUUUAUUAAAUACUAAUCUACAAAAAUUAUACAAAGAAAUAUUUUAUUUCUAUGACACUUGAGUUAUAGCAGUUAAAGUAACCACUGAAGACUAAGGGCUCUAUUUUCGUGCCUGCUGGCGCCGCGGCGGAUGGUGGCGCGGUGGACGGUGCCGCACCCCACGCAGUGGUAUUUUCGUCAGUUGGAGCCUGGUGCACUGCCAGUUUGGUAUUUUCGUAGACUGAGGCGCACCGACGUCCACCAAGCUGGUGUGGUGGCACAGCAGGGGGAGGUUUCGACAGAAUCAGCAGACGCAGUGACAUUUUUGUGCUCGCCGCUGGCAUGGAAAGUGCGCUGAAAGCUCGCCGAUUUAAACCUGGUCAACUUUCACUGCAGGCAGAGCACAGCUGGUCUAGUAGUAUUUUAGUAGACCGCUGGCGUAGUGCACAUACGUCACCAAUGCCUCACCGGCAGGUUUCCACAGUGUCAGCCACAUUUCAGUGCAAUAAAUAAUCAUCAACAACCGUUUUGGACACAUAACCUGACCGAGCUGAAACCGCAUUAAAUGAAAUAUCCAGUAAACAGUCACACAUGAUGAAGUUAACAAGAUAUUUAAUUAGUCUCCCCCCUUUUUAUUCUUCUUCUUUGCGCAGCUCGACUCAGACAUGUCUCUGUGUCCUCUCCCCAUCCUGCUGCUGCGGUGGCAAGACUGAACAGAUGAUUUAUAUUAGUGAUCAGAUGAGUUAUUUACUUUGAAAAUUUGAACAAAAAAAUAAAAGAAACUUUCAUUCAAAAUUACCUGUUUGUUAAAUGCUCUCACAUCCUUAAAAUUCUGUAAAUAUUCAAUCUGGAGUCAGGCUUACAUACAAAUAUCAUAAUAUUCAGUUGCAUGAGCCAAGUUCAUUUUAUACGCCAACAUCAAUGAAAGAAAGAGCCAGGCCACGGAACACGAUGCAUCAUUUACGCACAGAUGGUUCUGAUUUUAAUGCCAUUAUUGGAAUUUAUGUUGUGAUCUGUGCGCACAACCCACCUUUGUCACAUGAGGUUUGAAUAUGUGCAACUUUAUGUGAGUGUCUUUAUUUGUGGAAAAGGGUGUUUGUCCUCCCAGUGGGUCCUCUCUGUGCUCAUAUGAGAGUGUGAAGGACGCCCCCUGCAGUACUUACAGCGUCACUUGUUGAGGGGCUGCCUUCUGUCGCCAUUGUGUGGCAUUGUUGUCUUCAGCCAUCUCUUGACCACUUCGACUACUUCACGAAAAUAGUAAUAUGCCUCGCCGGUGGCGGAUUAAAAGGUGAGGAGAGGAGCUGAUGUGAUUGGUGAAAACAGGUCUCGCCUGUGUUUAACCCUCUACACGCCCUCUCUACGACUUAUGCCGCUGGGAGGAGCUGAGUUAGGGAGGGGGGAUACUUGCGCCAGGCUGCACCGCUCACCAAAAUACCAAAGUGUGCUUGGGCACGCCUUGUUUGUGCGGCAGACCUGACUUACGCCACACCUGCGCCAAGCCGCUGCCAGCAAGGCACGAAAAUACAGCCUAAGAGCGUAAAUGCCACUCAUUAUUUGUGUACCAUUUACACAAACCCUGGCUACGCCCCCUGCACAGUAGCAGGGGAUUUGUGUGGAAACAAAUAUCUAAACAACAAUGAUGAAAACAAACCUCUUUUCUUUGCCAACCAUGUCAUAUUAUGAAUUUAUAGUCAAAAUAUACUGUACAUAUUAAUUAAAGUAAACAGUAAAAUGAUUAGACAGCUGAAUAACCCUGUCUUUCUAUAAACACUUGUGGAUCAAAUAUUUACAGGGAUCUUCCUUCUUCUCUUCCUCUGAAUUCAGUGUGCAUGUUAAGGAUGAUAAUAAAUUAAUUAAGCUAUAUAUCUAGCUAAAUGUAAUUUGUUGGGUGAGUGUUUGAGUGUUAUAAUGCUAAUAAAUGUAAGUGAGUCAUGAAAGGCUGUUCAGAGCUCAUGUCUGAUAGUUGAUAUAGCUGAAACUCUGAGCCCAAUGUGAAAUACAAUCAUCUUUGUUGUAGCAUGGAUUUAAACAAAGGCUUGGGACAAUGAUUAACUUUUUUUAAUGGAGUUACUUGAUCAAUAUGAGGAACUAUUUUAGCCCAGACAUGAAUUGUUUAAAUAAAACAAGAUUUCAAUACAGUAUCAUGACAGACAGGAUAUGAUUUCAAAAAGUUUUGCUUUAAAAAGUGAAAAUGAAUAAUUCAAGUGGAACAAUUUAUCUUUGGUAACAUGAUUAUUUUUGCUCCUCCUGACCCAUUUUGUAUCCUUCUGUAGGCUUUGUGAUUUUAACGAUAAGACAGUGAAUGUUAAUAUAUAUGAUAGCAUGAAAGAUAAAACUUUCUAUAAGUGCAGCAGUACUUAUUGAUGUUUUGAUUAUGUAGUCAACUGGAGUUUUACACAGUUUUAGGAUUCAGCUAACUCAAAUAAGGUGUGUCCUAUCCCCAUGGGGUACUUUAACCCUCAAAGAAGGAACGAAUGAUUUGACUCUUAUCCUGAAAAACCUUUUUGAUAGUCUUAAUGCUUUCUCUUGCCUUCUUUGAUUUCUCCACCUCAGUUCUGGCCUCAGCUAAGUUCUGACCUUUGCUCUGGUCCAUUCUUUUAUGUUGUAUUAUCUUAACCUCUCCCUACUUUAACUUUCUUCCUGUUUAGACCUCAUAUCGAAGAGAGGGCAGUUACCAUCACCAGGUAUCCACUUUAGACACUUGGAGAGUGGAUUAGACUAACCAACAGAAUGAAUACAUUUUUAAUGAAUCCAUGAGCAAAAGCUGCUUUGUCUGCUGCUUUAGACUGACUAACUGUGCUGAUCAACUUGUGCAGAAUGCAUAAUACAUCUGUAUCUGUGCUGUCUGUUGCUAUUACCCAGUAUAUCUGUGCUUGUGGCGAUUGUGUGGACAUGAGUUAUUCCACCAUACUCACUGGAUAUUGAGAUAAACUGGCAAUGAAGAGAGAAAUAGUUAUGUGAAAUUUAUGUGCAUGUUUAUUGGGAUUUGAAUUGAUUUGGUCUGUCAGGUCAAGUUGGAAGAAGACAAUUUAAUUUCAGGCACAUGAACUUGAAUAACAAAACAACACCACAAUACUAAGCCAUCUACAGUUUUGGUACGCAUUUAAAGUGACUCGAAGAAGUUUCAUUACCCUUGGUUGCAUAUGACAGUUUCUUAUCUGACUCUGUUUUAACUUUUUAUCUAUCCAGAUAAAAAGCUUAUCUGAUCCCAUUCUUUUUGUAAAUGCUUUAAGUUCUCCCAAGCAUAAUGUGAGCUUCUUUUCAAGCCUAGCUGAUAGAAAGGACUCAUGAAGACCUUAGAGUUCUUACAGUUAAUUAUUUUUCUGUUAAUGUCGCGAUUACAGUCGCUUUGGUGGGGCAUAGCUGCCGCUUUGCAGGUUUCUUAGAAGUACCAUAGCUCUUAGGGAUACUCCGGUGUAAAUUUAAGUUAUAGUCAAACACACUAUAACACCGAGUUAGACACCCCCUCGAGAGAUGAAUGUUGCCGACUGCUUACUUCUCUAGUUAUACCAACACAGCAAUACACAGCAGUCUACGUCACAACGCAAAAACCUUAACCAAAAAGUAAUGCUCAGAACAGCACCUAACUUCAUCAACAGUACAUAUAGGGUCCCAGCCAUAGUACUAGCCACCAAACAUCUUUUUAGCUUUGCCUGGUUUCAUUUGCAAAGAGACCAAAUACAACUCACCCACUAUCCUCCAGCAGUAGCUAGUUUUUGGGGGGAGCCCUGAUGAGUCGAUCACCGAGUGCAGCGGAUCAUUUCCAUGAAGUAAUAAUCAUCAUUAUAAUCAUUUUACACUGCAGACGCGGUAGUUCCUCUGCCUUAGCAUCUCUGUCUGUUUGCGUUUCCAUGAAGUAAUAAUCAUAAUUGUUCCUCCUUGAGCUGCGAAACUCCGCUGUACUUGGUGAUCAACUCUUCAAGGCUCCCCCCACAAAAAAGUGGCUUUUGGUUGAGGUUUGCGCAUGGAGAUGUAGACCGCUGUGUAUUGCUAUUGUGCGGUCUUUGCUGCAGUUGGUAUAACUAGAGAAGCAAGCAGUCGGCAGCUUUCAUUUUUCGAGGGGGUGUCUAACUCAGUGUUACGAUGUGUUUGACCCUAACUUAAAUUUACGCCACAAUAUCCCUUUCAGUGAAGGUUUCAGGCAGGCACAUGCACCCUUAGGCUUGAGCAACUGCAGUUUCGCUUCCUUUGGUGAGACUGCCCUUUAAAUGAAAUAAGACAUUUUUGUAUGAACUAGUGAAGCAUUAUUUUGCUGUUUAUUUAUGUGCAUCUUCUCAUGUAUCCACUCUGGUGUGUAGUAGGCAUACUGAUCUGAUGUGCACUCCCACCAUUUUCCCUGCCAAAGCUGAAUUUUAAUAAAUACAGCCACAGGAGGAGUAGAAAAUUUCUCAUCCAUCUGCUGUACCUCAUCAAGCAGCUGUUGGCAGCUACUUUGAACUAGAAUCAUACCAAUCAUAAGCUUCUACUUGAAAAUACAGGCAAAGAAAAAGGGUUGCCAAUUUAGAGUCCGAACAUCCUUGUUUUUUGGUCACUGUUCAAUAUAGAUGUGGAGAAAAUAAGUAAUUGAUCAGUCCUCUUACAUCUAUGGAAAAAUGACCCAUGGUCUCACUGUACCUAACUUCCUAAUGGCUCACUGAACUGAGCUGCAAGUAUGGGUUUAAAAGUGACCAUUUGUGAAGCAAGUGGAUCCAAAUGAAUUUCUGUAAGGCUCAGAUGCAAAUAUUUUCAAGCCUCCCCAUCUGUUACCUUGCACAGUGAAGUGGACGCAUGUCCAAUGGCCUUGUACACUGAAACACAUUAUCAGACGUCUCAUUUACUUAAAAUUUCCAUAUCUUAACAAUGAUUUGGAAAAAUGUAAGACAUACAGAAUUGCAACUUCAGUGUAUGGCAUCCAACUGAACUGUCAACAAGCCAUUUUUACAAAGGACAUUAUCAGAAGUGCAACAUGCAGCUUCCACAUCUCACUGUUGGUGGUGGUGAAGCCAAGGGUGAGGUAUUAUGUCAUAGUUUCUUGUCUUUGUUAAGUAAUUUUGAUGUUCUGUGUGCACUAAUUUUUCUAGCCUCAUUUUUACCUUAUACCAAAUUCCUCUAACAAAUAUGUCCAUGCUUAUUUGCAGUACAGAACAGUGUGUUUGUAUCAAACCUUGCCACAUCCUCCCUGUGCAGCCCGCUAUGAAUCACUAUGUUUGGCAAAAAUGCUGUCAGUUGUCCCAAAAGAGGAUGAAGGGAUAAAUAAAAAAGAAGGAAUUUGAGUGUAAAAAGAAGAGAUCAACCCCAAGACCUUCAAGAACAAACUGAGUGGUUUUUCACAAGUGCAAUAAAAGAGAGAGAGGCUAAACGUCAGACAAACUUUUCAAGGUUACACAGGCACAUGCACGCUCACUCACACAGAAGAAGAAAGUCAUUGACACAAGUGAGCCAGAGCUACACUCUGACAUCAUCCUGGCCCUUCGAGGAUGUGUGUCCCAUUCCUCACCUAUUCUUUCUUUGCCUUUUGUGUGUCUGUGUGCAUGUGUACUUCAUGUAUCAAUAUCCCCCCACUCUUCCUUGGCUGUAGCCGAAGUGAUUAGGCUGGUUGAUGGCGCAGCUGUGUGUUGAAAUGAUAAAUUAUUAACAGGCCUAUCAGACAGGCUGCCUAACCUCACAUGCACUCAGAAUUUAGUAUGCAUCAACAAAUGCAUUACAUGGCCUAUUUUAGAAGAGCUCAAAAUAGAACGGGAGGGCAGAAUUCAGGUUUUGUUACAUAACCUGAAAGUGUCUCUUCAUCGCUUUUACUUGUUCUCUGUUUUCCAGAAGGAAGGGCACCGAGUUAUCAGAGACAGUGUCUGGUAUUGGACACUCUAAAAGCACAACACCUGCUCUUUCUCUUUCCUUCUGUAUGCCGAAGCUCCUUAUUUCUUUUGAGAGAACGAUGCCAUGCUAGCUGUUAGCAUCUCUGCUAUCCAUUCAGCAGUAUAUUCAAGCAACAAAAAAAAAAAAAGUCUAAAAUUAAAACUACAAUGCUGAUAGGCUCUCUAAACACUCCACUUCACCUGACUGACAAACAUAAACCAUCCAUCCAUCUAUCUUUCCAUCCUUCCUUCUAUCCUUAUUUAUAAGACACCAAUUCAUAGCAAAUAUUUUCUCAAGAUGCUUUGCAAAAAGAGCUUGGCUAGAUCAUACUCUUCAGUUAUAUUUACAAAGACCCAGUGUAAAGAUGGGUUAAGAUUGAGUCUCAACUAGUAAGAUCAGACCCACUGUUAUGCCAUCUCAAUCUACCAUGAGUGUGACGCUUUACCAAAUUAAAGUUGGAAGAAGAAAAACUUCCUUUUAACAGGCAGAAGCCUACAGAGCCCCUGAAGGGACAUGGAUGAAAAAAAUAAAAGUUUUUUCUUGAGAUUUUUGCGAGAUCUCGCAAAUAUUGUCUCAGGAGUUCUUGGACACUUCCGUGUCAAUUCAACAAAAAUACUGGAACGUACGCAGCCGUGGGAAAAGUUCAUUGAAUUUUAUUUUGAACUAAUUUUCUGCCCACCUUGUCCCUUUGCAUGCACUUGAUGUCCUCGUUUGGGACGUCUCUGGACCGUAGGAAUUCUUUCAAAUUGUCCUCGAGCAUGACUUGUGUUUUAUAAGAAAAUAGUGCCUGCAUCACAGAACUGAUAUAAUGUCUUUUGAUCUGUGGCCAAUCUCAGAAAGGAUGCAAUGAACCUCUCCCACAGGUGCAUGCAUUCCAUCGUUUGACUCGACAUGGAAGAAAUACAGAGAUAUAUUCUCCUUUUACUUGUAACCCUUUGACAACUUUGCAAGAUCUCGCAAUAGUUUUGUGAGAGCACACAAGAGAUCUCAAGAAAAUGCUUUUUUAUUAUUUUUUUCUUCAUGUCCCUUUAGGGGCUCCGUAGAACCAGACUCGUGUUGGUCGUCUGCCAUAAAAAUGUGCCAUAAAUGCACUGCAGGUCAGGUAGCUUAUUGGUCGACUGUAGAAAAAUGAAGAAAAUGAUCCAAUCGCACUGCCUGCCUGGGCGGUGUGUGUAGGUAAGCUCAUUCAUUUAAAUGUAACAUGCAAGUCAGUUGGUUAGAGCAAUCACACAGCCCCUGCGUGCCAAGUAUUGGUCUGUCACUCUCACAAACCAGUGCAGUGUGGAGAAAAACUAGAUAACAGGAGGCUGAGCCAAAACUGUGAUAUUGUUAUGUCUGUUGAUGUUAUGGUAAAAUAGAAUACAACUUAAUAUCUCCGGUCUUAAUAUCUGUAUCAAAUGAGCUAUGACCACAAAACAUUACUUUACAUUCACAACUUCCUAUAUUGAUUUGGCAUUCAAGUAUGCACUUGAAUUUAAUCUAACCAGGGGCACUGAUGGCCUAGCGGUCUAUGUAUAGAGGAUAUCGUUUGCCUUGCAAGGGCCACUGGUUUGAUUCCCAGCCCUUACCCUUCACUGUAUGUCUCCUCCCUCUUGAUGCUCCCCACAUUUCUUGUCUCUUCAGCUGUCCUGUCUAACUGAGGCAAAAAAAAAUUCCCAAAAUAUAACUUUUAAAAAUUAAUGAAACCAUAAAUGAAACCAGAUCAAGUAUUUUACAAAACCCAAUUCCAUUGAGGUUGGAAAUUGUGAUAAAUGUAAAUAAAAACAGAAUACAAUGAUUUGCAAAUCCUUUUCAACCUAUAUUCAAUUGAAUACACUACAAAGAUAAGAUAUUUAAUGUUCAAACUCAUAAACUUUAUUCUUUUUUUGCAAAUAAUAAUUAACUCAGAAUUUCAUGGCUGCAACAUGUGCCAAAGAAAUUACAGGGGCAUGUUUACCACUGUGUUACAUCACGUUUCCUUUUAACAACACUCAAUAAACGUUUGUGAACUGAGGAGACUAAUUGUUGAAGCUUUGAGGGUGGAAUUCUUUCCCAUUCUUACUUGAUGUACAGCCUCAGUUGUUCAACAGUCCGGGGUCUCUGUUGUCGUAUUUUACGCUUCAUAAUGCGCCACACAUUUUCACUGGGAGACAGGUCUGGACUGCAGGCAGGCCAGUCGAGUACCUGCACUCUUUUACUACAAAGCCAAGCUGUUGUAACACGUGCAGAAUGUGGCUUGGCAUUGUCUUGCUGAAAUAAGCAGGGGCGUCCAUGAAAAAGACGUUGCUUGGAUGGCAGCAGAUGUUGCUCCAAAACCUGUAUGUACCUUUCAGCAUUAAUGUUGCCUUCACAGAUGUGUAAGUUACCCAUGCCUUGGGCACUAAUGCACCCCCAUACCCCAUACUGUUCCCAAUAAGCUUGCUCACCUGUGGGAUGUUCCAAAUAGGUGUUUGAUGAGCAUUCUUCAAAUUUCUCAGUAUUUUUUGCCACCUUUCCCAACUACUUUGUCACGUGUUGCUGCCAUCAAAUUCUGAAGUUAAUUAUUAUUUGCAAAAAAAAAACAAAAAAACAAAGUUUAUGAGUUUGAACAUUAAAUAUGUUGUCUAUGUAGAAUAUUCAAUUUAAUAUAGGUUGAAAAGGAUUUGCAAAUCAUUGUAUUCCAUUUUUAUUUACGAUUUACACAUCUUCCCAGCUUCAUUGGAAUUGGGUUUUGUAAAAUAAAUGAAUGUGGGCUGGCAGCUCGGCAGCAGUCCAAUUGACACACAGCUUGUUUAAACAACACUAAUGGCACAAGCUGCAGCACUUUUUCGCGAAUGAGCUGUCACAUGCUACACAAGCAUGCUGUAUGCAUUUACUAUCAAGCCAUGUGUUGUACAGUGGUACAUCUAUUUCUUAAUCCGAGACACUCUUACUCUUAAAUACCAGUGCAGACAAAUAUUUGUUUCCUUGUACUUUGUAGGCCACACCAGAGUUUUUUGGUGCACCAGAAUUUACGGAGAACUUGUAAUUGAGCAUUUUGUCAAAUUGUCUUGGGAUCCAACAUCAUCACUACAUGCAUCCGUCUGCUUAAGUGCACAAAGAUUGCCAAACUGAUUUUGCAACUCUCAUUUUAAAACUCUACCAUUAUUAGAUACGCUUACUCCUUUUUAUACCAAGCAUUAUGGUGAGCAUGCAAUAAAGUGUAUAACUGCUUUAUCAUGCAGUGAUCAUUAUUUGGGUUGUAAGUCACACUGAACAAAGACAUUUCCCUUAGCUAUCGACCUGUGUUACCUAUAAAGAAAGAAAAAACUCAUUACAGUAUUGAAGUGUAGGAUCAAGAACCAAGUCUGACUCAAGUCUUAAUUUUCACUGGGACUCUGAAGAUGGAGAGGAGGACUCAGACUGAUUUAAUUAAGAAAAAAAAAAAAAUAAAAUAUUUUUUGUCCUUUUUCUGUUCGGCACUAAUAUUUUAUUCAGUUUGUAUAAGCUGGUUCGUGCGUUCACCUGCAUGUAUGUUCACAUGUCAUCUUGUUCAGCUACAGUUCCUUCCAGGAUGACUAAAAGAGGUGCCAUAUUGGGAGUUUUGCUUUCCAACUGGUGUAACUUGUGUGAUGCACAUUUACACACCAUGCACAGCUCUGUACCUUCAUUGACAAUUUAAACCUCCAGACACUUUGAGGGGAUCAGUCAGAAUCUAAUGUAAGACAUGAAAUGUGUUUUCUGAACAUUCAAAAGGAUCUGCACAGUCAAUGCACAGUACAGGCCAGGCUGACAUCCCAACUUCAUUGGAAUAGCUGUUUAUAGUAUUGGCAAUGGUGACUCAACCCAGUCCUCGACUCAGGUAAUGGAGACUUGACUUGGAUUCUUCUGUCGUGACUCACAUUCCACUUUGACAUCUUGAGACGUGGUCAGAUUUCAAGUUUGGCUAUUUGACUACAACACUGGUUGUGCUCUAUCCCGUGCUGCUUUUUUGUGAACUUGCAUGUGCUUUGAGUGUUGACACCUGUAUAGCAAUAACUCAUCCAUUGUAACGGCCAUAAUGAUGGUAACAAGCAUUUAGAAACACUAGAAAGAUACUUUUGAGAAGAUAUUAGUUUGGAAAAGUAUCAUCCAAGGCAUGAUCCUAGCCAAUCAGAUAAAAACCUCUCCUCUACAAGCAACUAGGGCUGCACGAUUUUGGCCAAAACUAAAAUCCCAAUUUUUUCUCUGAGAACUUGAUUUUGAUUUUAAUUUUGAUUGUUUAUUCAGUGACAACUUCACCAAACUUAGCUCUAAUAAUAAGUUUUUCUAUCAUCUCUAAAAAUGAAACUACUGAAAACAAUGUAGUACAUAUGCCAAGCCAGUAAUUGGUGCUGUAACACUGCACAGGAAAUGCACAAAAGACAGAAGAAGAGUACAGAGCAUGCAUAUAAAGGUUGUUUUGGCUGAACACGCUCAGGCGCCAUAAAAGAGUUACACUGAGUGUGACAUAAUCGUUUCGAGAGUUGCAGAUAGGCAUCCACACAGAGAUGAAAUGGUAGUUGUUAACGGAUAUAUGCACUCUCUGACACAUUUUCAAAAAGUACCAUUUACAGUCACCUGAUACGCCAUUCCAUGUGGAUGAAAUGCCGUUACGAGAAAAACUUGAAUUUGUUAAUACCGGGUUGAUACCACCUUCAGACAGACUUUGCAGCGGGGGAGUGAUUUUCUCUUCAUCCGAAACUGCAAAGCCAUACCACUUCAACACGACUGACUUGCUCUUUUCCUAUAUCGCCAUGAAAUUAUUGGCUUCAUUGUAAAUGCCAUGUCUGUUUACACUGGUGUGUGUGGGAACUGGGGAGCACUCUCGCAGGAAAGAGGAGCCUAACGUGGCCUGAAGGCGUGAGGCAUGAUAGAGAGGAUAAUCGAUUUGAUGAUUUAAGUUUUUUUGAUAUAGUCAUAAUCAAAUAAUCCGAUUACAAUUUGAAAUCAAUUAAUCGUGCAGCCCUACAAGCAACAAUAGCUUUGACCUCGUGGAAAACAAGAUUUUGUGACCCUUGGUGUGUUUCCUUGUUUCCCCUACCAGCCGGUUCAGGGCUUCGACUAUGCCAAGAAGCACAUGUGCCGAACAGGUGAUGAGACCGUUUCUGUUACCAAGGAGACUCUUGUGCUCGGACUGCCUACAAGAGAUGCUCCACUGUCACUCUCCUUGGAUAACAAGAUCCACCAAGAUGGGACUGCCAGCAAGAGGCCUCCAUCAGCUGACAUACACAAAGGAGGGUGAGAAAUUACAGGCAAACAUUUAUAGCAAGGUGCAGUGCAGCUAUAGUUAAGACUCAGGGCUCAAAGCUAGCUUCUUUUUUUUUAACCACUUGCCCAACACUGAUGAGGCUGCCUGCAGUGUCUGCAGACAUGACUUGUAAACUUCUUUGAUCAGCCUUAUGAGAGCAGGCUUUGGCCAGUGCUAGUUAUUUCAAAAUGCCAAUAAGGAGCAUGAUAAUUAUGAUUACCUUGCUUUUGUAUGUGUUUCUCACAAACACGGUGAACGGUAAAUGGAUUGUGUUUUUUAAGCUAUUUCUCUAGUCCUCUAGUGUCGUAUUUACUCACUCAUCCUACUCUCAUGUUCACAUUCACGUCAUACAUUGAUGUCUUAAAUUAUGAGAACGAGAUAUCACUUCGGCCCUCAGACUAAUGUAUCUUUUCCACCCCUCUUUUUUACUCAUUGGCCUCUGGAUAUUGUUGCCAUGCAAUACAACAGGAGGUUGCAAAGUGAUGAAGAUGGCUCAGUGUCAAGCAAUGGGUCUGGAAAGCUUAACACCAGUAAGAGCUCCUCAGCCCACAGGCCAGCAACCAACAACAGCAGCAAGAAUGGCAAGGAGGAGCUGCACAAGAGAAGCACAAAUGGUGAGGAGGUGCUGAGGAAAACAAGUCAGGGAGGAGAUAUGGAGGGGCAAAGGGAGACAGCAGGGAAUGAGAAUGAGUGUGUUGGGAAGAAGGAGAGGAGGGCUCAAAACCUUUUAUUAAGGUUCUGGUUAUCACAGCAAAAGUGUAACACUUAUUCAUAUUUACUACUUUGUUGGUGAUGACGGCAAUUUCACCAAAUGUGUUACACCUGUUCAACAGUUAGCAGUUAGCAUUUCAGAAGCUGUGCUUAUUUGUUAAACUAGAAGUCAUGUAUGAGGUUGCAGUUCAGAAAGGAGGAACUACAUACAGUCUCAAAUGAAAUACUGUAAAAUACAUAAUUGUCAAGUCGUAACUUUAAAACAAAUCAACUAUUUUUUUUUUGGAUACACUGUAAACCUCAUUUUUACGAUUUAUGAUUAUACCUUACUAAUGCACUUUGUGGUGUGAGAGCAGUAACAAUGCACUGAACAGUGAACAGACCAGAGUCGAUAAACAGAUAAGCACUUUCCUGAAGGUUGAGUGUGUAGAAAUGGUAAUAUCUCACUGAAUAUAGAAGAAAGGUUUUGGACCAAAGUGCUCCCCUGCUUACCCCUCCAGUUGGUGAAGAAACAGUGGCCUUCAAGGACACAACGCUUGUGAUGCAUGAUUAGUAUGAUCCCUAAUUUGGCAAGUUUUACUGUCCAAAACGUCUUUCAAUACUACUAGUUUGUCUAUUUUGUGCUAUGGUAAAAUCAUAAGGGUAGAGACAGUAUUCUUUUUUAAAAGGGAACUGCUCCUAUGUAGAAAUGAAAUGCUCAGUUCAAGUUAACAAGCUACUCACAAAUCUUGUUUUCUGUUCUGCUGAAAUACUGCCAUGAAAUACUACGCACUGCAACUUAAUGCCAAUGCCAUAAAGAGAAUUUAUAUCUGUGAACUAUCUCUAUCAUCAAAACCAACUGGAUGUCCACAGAAAAGGACAAAAAUCUCACCAUCCCUCAUAAUUUCAAAGGUGGAUUAAAAACAUCAAGAGUGAGGUAUAGCCAGGAAGUAUUGGGGCUUGGAGCUGGGUUUCUGGCAGCCUGUUGAAAUUCUGUUUUAACCCUGUAGUUUGCCAUCUGAUAUCAGUAAGGAUACAAGUCCCAGUGGAAAUACUGUCAUGUCAUACAUACAGUAAAACAGAGAAACACAGAUGAUACCAGAAACAGUUAAUAUGCUGUUUAACUAAUGCUCCCUAAUCUGAGUAAGUGACAAAUACUUGUCAAAAUAGUUUUACUCAGUAUCUUGCUUAAGGCUAUUUGUAGGGACCAACUUAAAUUGUAACCUGUAGAGGACAAAUACAGUUUACAGUGUUGAUGAAUUUUAUAUAUAAACUGCAGCUGUUUCCCAGUUUGCAGCUAUGCCAAACUCAAGUAACCAGUUUCUGACUAUAACUCUAUAUCUACUGUACUAUGAAUAGAGUCAGUACGUUCAUGUUGGUCACAGUUUAAUGGGAGAUUGGGAAAGUGUUGUAUAAAGAAUAUGAAAUAAAUUAUAUAUUGAUGUAACCUCUUAAUUACUCAGUUAUACUCAGAGGAAAGUUGAUGAAUAGAAUCGAAAUUGGUAGAGUUCAUGAUUCUUGCGAGAAAUCUUAUAGCCUGCAGUAUAAUUUUCUCUCUGCUAUUUGUUUUCCUUUGCUUAUCAGAUCCUUAUGAGGACCAUUCAGGCUCCCUGCAUCUUAUCACAAUCAAACCCAUGACAGCACAGCCAACCUACUCCUUCCCAUCCUCCUCAUCUCACAGCCAAGACUCUGUUGUCCUUAAUGGAGAGGUAAUUCUGCACAGAAACACACCCAGUGCAUACACACAUUACACAUGUAAUGUACAUGCACCCCAGAGAUUUUAUUGUACUGACUUGACUACAAGUAAAGUCUGCAACAAAGACAGUUGAUGAGAGAGCGGAAGGUAGAGCGGCAUCAUAAAGAGGCACACAUGCAAAAGAAAUGGUAUACAGCAGCAUUGUUACUUUUCAGUCAUAUUGCUAGAUCCAUGUUUAUUCAUAAACCUAUUAAUCAUUUACUAUUAAUCAGUGACAUCACAGUGAGGAUACAACAAAUGGAUAGUCUGAUUGUGUCAGACAUCACCUAAUCUUUUUUUUUGUGUAAAUUUUGGGAGAGAUAUAUUUAAAAAAAAAAAAAAAAACUAUGUCCACUUUUACACUAUUUAUUUAACCAGAUAAGAACACAUUGAGAUCGAGAUCUCUUUUCCAAGGGUGACCUGGCCAAGAGGUCAGCAGUACACAUCGCAAUAAUCAUGUAGACACAAAUUUAGUCAUUGUGGUUGACUAAAUGAAAGAAAGAAAUGAAAUGCAAGUUUUGCAUAAAACACAUGUUACUCUCUCAUUUAGUUCUGCGUCUGUGUAUUCACAUUUUUGGAACUAUGCAAAAAACAAGUGUGGAAACUCAGACACAUAUUCCUCUAACUUUAUUAAAUAAUAACUCACAGCUGACUGAAAUAAUCCUUUAACAAGUGCCCAGACAAGCAUCGAGACAAAUGUGAAUUAGUUUGAAUCAAGACUUGAUUUUGAAUCAAACCAGUGCCUCAUUUUGUAAUCAAAAUCAAAUCAAAUCAAUAAAUGUUGAAAGACUCACUCUCUUGACAUGAGCUGAGCUGCUGUCUUGUGCUUCUAGAAAUCUUAUCAGCACUGAACGGCAGACUGCACAGAUGUUGGCUUUCCAGAUGGUUACCAUUUCAGCUCCAAGCACAAAACUGUUUUUCUACUUUAUUCUUCUUCAAUUUUAUUUCAUUUCCUAAUAUUUCAACUCUGGCCUGGCCCUUAUACUCUUUGGUACUGCAGAAAUGUCUUUCCUGAUGCUUUGACAAAUGUUUUUUGUUUUUUUUUUCUUAUUUGUACCAUUUUUAAUCUACUUAUUUUGUAAUAAAUCUGCAUCAACAUUUACAGUAGUAAAAGUUUUGUUGCAAUGUCCAAGCAAACUAAACUAUUGGUUAGGUGACAGAAAUACUAAGGUAAAAGUAUGUGAAGCACUAACAACAAUAACCUAAAAAUAUUAAUGAAAUUGAAGUUAAAUUGUAUGAAACAUUAAGUAGUACUGACACUAAAAGGAUAUGAUAACCUUUGUAAAGACUUAAAAUCUCUUAAGCAAAAUCAGAACAGCCUCAAAAUACGUAUAUGGAGGCAAGUAAAUACAAUAAGCUCAUUAAAGUUUAAUUAAAUAUGGUGUAUUUGACAGACAAACCAUGGUGGAUUGAAGCAGAAGUCAGACAUUGAGAACUACAGGAACAAACUCCGCCAAAAGGCCAGAAGAAAGGGAUAUGGGGAGUUCUCUCUAUCUGAGACAGGCAACCACGGCUACGGUCACCGUGACACCAGGCUUAGCCGUCAUGAAAACAGUGUAAAGGAACCAAUGACUGCUGAAGAGAAGAGAGCCUCCUUUGCAGGAUGCCAUAAGAGGUAUGGUCCUUCAAGAGGUUGUAUUUUUCUGUUCCACAUUUACAACAGGAGAUGUAAAGUGACAGUGUUUGGUGUCCAUACUUGAUGUAUGCAAAGUUUCAAAUCACAUGGUAAAUGUAUGUCGUAAUAAUCCUUGAAAAUAGAUGUGGACUGCUCAAAACGCUGUAUAAUUCAGGUGUGACUGAUCAUUGUGACUGCUCAGACACCUGGAUUAAUCAGUUUGUCCAAUAAUAUAAGACAGGAAAUAGUUCAGGAAGUAGUGGCUCUUACAUAGAACCCAUUGGCUUGUUGUCUGUGCAAAAUACUGUUACUUAAAAUGACCACCAGAGGUCCCUAUGUCCUAAUUUUUUAUUAUAACAUCAAGCAACCCCACUACUUCAUAGUCUGAGAUAUGAUCAAAAAAAUGUUUACUUUAUAUAACUAUUGUUGUGCUGACCACAUGUGUCAUGGAAACCAGUUUCACAGAAGUGCUGCAACAAGGACCAGUGUGGUGGCUGCAGCUAAAGGCAGCUCACAGUAAGGUAGCUGAAAGAAACCUGCAGUCAGACAACAGUGAUAACUUCACCACUGAGGCACUUUUGCACUACUCACCUUUUGGCUUUUUUUGGCUGUUUCAAGGUCAGUUUUUAACCUCUCACUUCUAGUGAAUACUUUUGAAACUGGCACUUUUAAACCUUUUUGAAAGAGUUUACAACACUUUGAGGGAGUUCUGGUCAUCGGAUUAUUGUACUGUGAAUAAGCUUUCAGGCCAUGAUCAUGCAGAACCUCCUUCAGGGUCUCAGUAAGCCCUGAAACAGCUGCUCUCCUCUCAUGGCCAGGUGGAUGCAUGGAGGAGGAUCCACACAAGCUCCAGACAAAACACAUGGUCCCACUUUGAUGAUAACAAGGUCUCUUGUCUUUAUGAUGAUCGGGGAGCCGAUCCAGAGCUAUCAGGACCAAGAGACCUGAGUGAUGAGGCAUAACGACAGUCCAGGAGCCAGAGGGAUCUUCACAGAGGGAGCUGGCUGCUGAACUGAGAGACCAGCGUAUAAAGGCUAAUUUAUGCUCAACGUUACAUACAGAUCUGGAUACAGACAGACCUCUCCAUUCGUGCUUCACGUUCUUUUCGUCCGACUUUCUGCACAAAUCCUUGAAGUUUACAGAUACGGGCCAGACAAAGUGGUACCACCGGAAACUGUGUGGGCAGCGUUGCUGCUGUCACUACCCGGCGAAGCAAGUUGUUGAAUGCCCUGGCGGACAUCCUGAAGUACUGAAGAUGACGAUUGCUGUCAAUUUCUCUCAUCGGUACUACUAGAGAAAAGAAUAUUCUGUCUUCUAACCGCGAGGCAUUUAGUGGCCUGAACAAUCACCUCCUCCUCCAACGCUGCCUCUGUUUCUGUCUCCUAUGUAAAAUAUACAUGAUCACGAGCUCCACCAGAGUCGCCAUGUUUCUUUUUGUUUGUUGUUGUUGUUGUCAGAAACUUUUGACCCCGGCCUGCCCCCCUGAUGGAUGUAAUGGUUAACAUCCAUGCCAACAUAAAGGAUGCAUGGAAGUAUGUGGGCAGUGACGUAACCAUCAUUUGAAACAGACGCGUACAUUGUCAUACGUAUGACGAGCAGAAAUUAGCCUUAAGAGCGACCUGCAAACUUGACUGCUGGUUUAUUCUACUAUUGCAUUUCAAACUGUUCUACACUGUCAUUGCUUCUACACCUGUACACACACCAUGUUUACAACAUGCAAAGACCUGAUACGGAGCAUAAAAAAGCCUAUUCAGACUGUCAAGCAAUGUCACUACGAGCUUUUCAAAGAGUGUUGUCACAGACGGGAAAGACACUGCCAAGUUGAGUCCAAGUGAUGAAGAAGACUGCGUGAAUUUUGUCAUUUCUUACAUGAAGUCUGAGUCUAUUGAUGGAUCAGGUGGCAUAAUGACACAAGCUACAUCCAGCUCCAUCUCAUCCACAAACGUACUGCUUCUGAUUCCAAUAACACAGCGCAGCAGACACAUCUCCACUCCCACACACAAACUAGCACAAGCACACAGACUGUGGAAAAGCUGAGAAUGGGAUGACCUCUCCUAUCUUCAGCCAGGGACCACUGGCCUUGCCCUCACUAGGAUCCAGCAUGUUUUCAGAGAGAUCUCCAGCUAGAGGUCCUCUCAAAGUGGCUAGUGUGCAUAUAUCUUGGUGGUGGUAGAUCACUCCUCUAGAUUCACACAGGCCAACCCCACCAGGAGUGAAGCCAGCAAGACAGAUGCUGACUGGGUCUUAAAGGUUUGGCUUUCCACAAAUGACCAGGAAGGGAGUUUGAGAAGGAGUUGUUCAGAAGACUCCAAGAAUUGUCAAGUGUUUGCCACCCUAGAACUUCGCCAUAUGACCAUCAGGCCAAUCCUGCUGAAAGGCUGAAUCACACCCUAUUGUAGACACUUCUGUCCUUUGUAGUGACAGAAAUGGAGAAUUUGAAUGAUAACCUGCCUGAACAAAAAAAGAGUUCAGAGAUUUCUCCCUGCGUUACUUGUUAGUUACCACCAGCGUCUUCCAAUCAAGCCUAACUUCGGACUUGCAGUGGAUGAGAAUGCAAAAAAGCCUCAAAUUUGUGUUGUGGCUCUGUGGAAGUGCAACAUGAAGGCCCAGCUGAGGCUGGAGUUCUACUUCCACAAAGCCACAGGGAACAUGAAAGAGUUUCUACAGCUGUGGAGAUAGUAAAUGUAAAAACAUUAGUCCAGGUAUUUUUUAAUAUGUUAAUAAAGUUGUUUUCCAAAAUCCCAAAAAAGAUUGUUCUUCUUCUACUUAUUGUGCUUCUUCAUAUUCACAUUCACACAGCUUAUGUUGUGAAAAUGAGAUUCAUUUUGCUUCUGUCCAUCAGGUACUCUCAACCAAGGGAGCCCACCUAUUGGAGCCGACAGUCUCUGAGCAGCCCUGGCCCAGUUGAGACAGAGCUGGAUCUACUUGUGCUGAGAGAGAGAUCGAGGAGGGGUAUUCGCAAUAAUGGCUAUGAUGUGAGUUACUCUUUCACAGGAUUUUUGUGCAGUUUUAUAUUAAAAAAAAGUUUGAUGCAGUGAUUCACUAGUGGUGUGACUCAGGAAACUAAGUGUCCAUGACAGUGUUUGGUGUCCACCCAUGAUCAAGUGGAUAAACUGCCCCUCUGUGUGCUCUGCAGGGUGAACCAGAACAGUUUGAGGAGACUAACGUUGACCGUCUUAUGAGCUCCCUGGGUUACAGAGGUGGAUCUACUGGCACUGGAACAGGAAGCUUGGGCGUUAAAGCUCACCGUGGCUCUGACUCCUCCACACUGAGCUCCCAACCAUCGAUUGAUGAAGUCCGUACACAGAUGCAUAUGUUGCUAGGCAAUGCCUUCAGCCUAGCACCUCAGGACCAUGACCCACCUUCUCCCCCAACAAAGUAAAUGUUUCAUUACAUUUUCUAACACAACAGCCUCGUUUCUAGUAUUGUGUUGUAAAGAAAAAAUGCAUCUCAGAGUACACAAAGUACAGUGUGCAUUUCUGAACAUGUGUCCUUGAUAAUACACAGUGUUCAUGGAAAAAAAACACAGGAGAACUUGAGAGCAAAGGUGUCUUUCUGUUAACCCAUUUUUAUUUUAUUAAUGCCCCUCUCUUUUAUCAGCAAUCACCGCCACCACCACCAUCAUCAUGCCCACAGAGCUUACAACCCCUCCCACACCAGCCACUACAGUGAUGGGGUGACCAGUGCCCCGGGGACCAUGAACCACCCUUGUGGGGGAAGGCAGAGGAGCACAGGCUAUGAGGAUAUUCACCAGUGUAGCCUACCCAAACCGGUAAGCACUCUUAAACACCAGAGGUUGGAAAAUGACUGUUUUAAAGUAGGUCUGUUUUUCAACCCACCAGUUUCUUCUGCUUUAUCUCCAAUAGAUUUACUCAAGAUUUACUCAAUUUCAUUAGGGGUUCUCACACUAUUAAAAAAACAUUUUUAAGAUAUAAUAAAGGUAGAGGUUGAGCUGCAUGAUAUGUAUGGCUGACAAUUUUUGUAAUAGAUAGGAUUUCUGCUAUGUAUACAGCUCAUGAGUUUUUGUCUAAUCCUAUUUAAACACUGCGGGGCCAGUCGGGGCGGUAGGGGUCAAGUGUCUUGUCCAAGGACGCUUCUGCUUUUGGAUAGUCCUGGGAUCGAACACCAACCUUCUGGUUGGGACUGACCGACUCUGCCACUGAGCUGCAGCUGCCACUGUUAUAUAAUAGUUUUUACUUUUAUGACUGCUUAUGACUUGGAUAUUGCGGAGUAAAUUUAAGUUCUGGUCCAACACACCGUAACACAGAGUUAGACACCCCCUCAAGAGAUGAAUGUUGCCGACUGCUUACUUCUCUAGUUAUACCAACUUUAGUAACGACCGCACAAUAGCAAUACACAGCUGUCUAUGUCUCCACAUGCAAACCUCAACCAAAAAGCCACUCUAUAGCCACAAGUAAUGCUUAGAACUUCAUCAACAGUACGUAUAGGGUCCCAGCCAUAGUACUAGCCACCAAACAUCUUUUUAGCUUUGUCUGAUUUCUUUAGCAAAGAGACCAAACACAACUCACCCACUCUUCCCUAGCAGCCGCUUGUUUGUGGGGGAGCCCUGACGAGUCGAUCACAGAGUGCAGUGGAGUUUUGCAGCUCAAGGAAGAACAUUUAUGAUUAUUACUAUAUGGAAAUGCAAUCAGACCAACACGCUAAAGGUCCUUACACACCAGGCGAGAAUUCGCCAGGCGAAUUAUUCGCCAAGCUUCCACACCGGCGGCGAUUUGUCCGCGGGGCGAAAAGCCGCUUUUAUUUUUUCGCUCUUGUGUCGAAUUUUUCGGAUAUUCGCAGGCGAAUAUCUGGACCUGCUAGACCUCUGGCCAAUCAAAAGUCAUGUUGUUGAUGACAUCACAGACCCAUACGGCUGGAGGAGAGGGAGAAGCUUGAGAUUAUGAAAACGCAGACAAAGACAGCUGAGGUGCAUCCAAAACUCUUUCGAAUUACUAAUGAAGUAGUUUCCUCACAAGAUGACACUCUCUUGUCUUACCUAGGAGACAGAUGUCAUGCACACUUCACAGGGUGACCGCCUCAUCAUGCCUGAUUCUCCCUCUUAGCUGUUUGACAUACCGAUGAUUUGCAGCUAAAGGGCCAACAGAAUGAGCAGACAACUUGAAGGAUCACUGCUCAGCCCUCGCCUCUCCUGGCUGCUGCGGCGUCUCUCACAGCUUUUCCUUUUCUUUCUCCCUCGCUCAUAAUGCUAGACAUGUCAAUCAGCAGCCGUUCACACGACACACACCACCACUGGCACCAAGAGCAACGAUGGGAGAGAGGCUGGUCAUUGCGGUACAGGACCACCUGCAUCUCCUCUCCUCCGUGCCGCAAAGCGACUUUAUUAAUUCUCUUUGCAAAAAAUAUACGCAUAUUCGCUUCGAGCCCGGUGUGCAUAGGCGAAAGCGAUUUUUCGGACCGGCGAAUAUUCGCAAUUUUCGUCUCGCUUUUUCGCUUCGCUCCGCAAAUUCGCCGGUGUGUAAGGACCUUAAGGCAGAAGAACUACGGCGUCUGCAGUGCAAAAUGAUUAUGAUGACGAUUAUUACUUAAUGGAAAUGAUUUGAUAUUAUUACUGAAUGAAAAGAAUGUAUUGCUAUCAUGUGGUCGUUACAGCAGUUGGUAUAACUAGAGAAGCAAGUGGUCGGCAAAAUUCAUCUCUUGAGGGGUCCAAGGGGAAGUAGGGUGAACCUACUAAAAGUGCACCAGUGGGUGGUGUGUGGAAAAUUUACCAUAUCUGUGUAGUGCCUUCUCAAGUCUUCUUACUCAUUACAUGUCAUAUCCACCUUCUCAGCUCACAUUCAUUAACUGAUGGCAGGGAUUGCUGUCUAAAGCAGCCGUCAGUACUACCAACUAUUCCCAUUUACACAUCGAGCAAUGUUAGGGUUCAGCAUCAUGCCCAGGGCGCCCCAGUGAGUGGACAGGUUUGAAAAUUAAGCAUCUGUGGAAAGUGCUGGGAAACCAAUACUGACCCCUGGGUGCCCUACCCCACAGCUUACAGGCUUUUAAGAUCUGCUGCUCAAGUCUUGGCACCAAAUAACAUGCUGCAUAAUCAGGGGUCCAGUGGAGUCCAUUGGCUCUAUUUUCGUGUACGCCGGUGAGGCGGCAGAGGGUGGCGGACCCCACGCAGUUGUAUUUUCGUCUGGCAAAACCCGGCGUACAGCCAGUUUGGUAUUUUCGUGGACUGAGGCGCACUGAGAUCCGCCAAGCUAGGCGUGGUGGCGUGGCAGGGGGAGGUGUUGACAGAAUCAGCGGGCGCAGAUACAUUUUUGUGCUCGCCACUGUCAUAUAAAGUGCGCUGAAAGCUCGCAGAUUCAAACCCGGUCAGCUUUCAGCACAGGCGAAACGCAGCUGGUCUAGUAGUAUUUUGGUAAACCGGCGGCGUUUCGGCAUACGUCAGGUUUCCACAGUGUCAGGCACAUUUCAGUGCAAUAAAUAUUCAACAACAACUAAUAAUCUGACUCAGCACAGACAUAUUCUGAUCUAUAUCUGAUCUGAUGAGCGAGUUUGGCAUGCGUUUGGACAUUCAACCUGACCGAAUUAACACAGCUGAAACCGCAUUAAAUUAAAUUAAAUAUGUAGUAAAUAAACACACAUGAUGAAGUGAACAAGAUAUUAAAUUUGUCUCCCUCCUUUUCUUUCUUCCUCUUCCUCUUAUUUCUCGCGGAGCCAGACCUGGACAUGUCUCAGUGUCCUCUCCCCGUCCUGCUGCAGCUGCUGCUGCUGAACAGAUGAUUUGUUUCACUGAUCAGAUGAGUUAUUUGCUUUAAGCCUACAUACGAAUAUUAUAAUAUUCAGUUUUGAGAGCCAAAUUUAUUUUAUAUGCCAACAUCUAUGAAAGAAAGAGCCAGGCCACGGAGCGUGAUGCGUCAUUUACGCACAGAUGGUUCCGAUUUUAAUGCCAUUAUUGGAGUUUAUGUUGUGAUCUGUGCGCUCAACCCACCUUUGUCACGUGAGGUUUGAAUAUAUGCAACUUUAUGUGAGUGUCUUUAUUUGUGGAAAAGGGUGUUUGUCUUACUAGUGGGUCCAACAUUACACACACCAAAUCCAUCUGUGCUCAAAUGAGAGAGUGUGAAGGACGCCCUCUGCAGCGCUUACAGUGACACUUGUUGAGGAGCUGCCUUCUGUCGCCAUCGUGUGGCAUUGCUGUCUUCAGACAUCUCUUGAUCUUUUUGACUACUUCACGAAAAUAGUAAUACGCCUUGCCCGUGGCGGAUUUAAAGGCGAGGAGAGGAGCUGAUGUUAUUGGUCAAUACAGGUCUCGGCUGUGUUAAACUCACUUGACGCCCUCUCUCCUCCCUCGCUACGACUUACGCUGCUGGGAGGAGCUGAGUUGGGGGGGGGGGGGAUACUUACGCCGGGCUGCGCUGCUCACCAAAAUACCAAAUUGUGCUUGGGAACGCCUUGUCGGCGCGGCGGACCUGACUUACGCCGCAUGUGCGGCACAUCUCUGGCGAGGCACAAAAAUAGAGCCCCAUGUCUCAGCGGGUCGGGGCUUCCUAAAUGUGAUGAAAAAGGGGCCUGUCUAAUAAACAUAGCACUUCAUAUAUUUAUGUUGUGACUGACUGGAGUAGAUCUAACAUCUCUGAAUUAUCUGUAAGGAUAGCUACUUUAUAAAAGAACAGUAUUCCUCUCCUGGUUGUACAAAAGGAUGAUGAAAACUGUACUGUACUGGAUGAAACCUUUCAAAAAUUUUCGAGAACUUGAGUUGAAAUACUAAGUUACUUUAGAGUCCUUUAAAAAAACAGCACCUUAGCUGUCAAGCAGUGCCACAGUUAUUCUACACCAAAUAUUUAUACCUUCCUUUUAGAAACAAGAAGUUGUUUGAAAUUAAGUCAAAAGAUUCCUUAUAGAAAACAAAUAAGAAAUAAUAUGAAAUAAAUAAAUGAACAGAUAAAGCCAGAUGCUAGCUAGAUAAAAAAUUUUCCAUUUGCACUUUCUGUUUGUGCAGGGUUUCAGGUUCACGCAGCUACCUGAUAUGGGCAUCGGGUCUCCACCACCACUGGUUCCCUCAAGGCCAGGGCCACCGCCUGGAACCUCACUAAGACGGUAUCUAACUUACACCACUUACACACUUACAACGCAGACAGUUUGUUAGCAUGCUCCAGUUAUGGGGACUAUGGUCGCAGUCGUGUGGUUGCAGUUUCGGUUUCACACCACAUCUCUAUACUAAUGGCUGAGGCUACUAUGCAAAGCACCCAUUAGUGUCACUAAAUCCCAACCUCUGAACCAAACGGUCCACUCAUUUAAUGAAUUGAUCAGUCUUGAGUCAAACCCUUAAAUGUUUUGACUGAGUUUGACAAACUCCAAAGAAUUCUAAACACAUAAUCACUAUAGAAACACAUUUUAAACACAUUUUGCACCCUGAUAUUCUCUGAUAUACUCUGAUACAUACUGGUAACCAUAGGCGUCAAUACUUAAACAAAAUAACAGCACACAUGUUGUGUUUUUAGCAGAUGAGACCAAAAUAUUUACUUAUUUAAUUCUCCAAAUAUGAACACCUGAAUGUUUUGUGUUUACACCCACAAGUGUAACGUGCUUCGUCUGCUCAUCAUAUUGCGUUUAUGUGAGAGGAGGGUUUUCUUUCAUGCUUUUUCAAUCUUUUAUCAUCAAACAUGGUUGAGGUUGACAACACUCUGACCUCCUCGCUCACUCUCCUCCAAGCAGUCUUCUCCAUUUCAUUUUUGAUAGAAAAAACAUGUUGUAUUGUGUUUCUUGGGGUAGCUACACACCAUCAAAGUGAGAUUUUUCAACUCUUUGGAAUAAAUGAACAAAACAGAAAUGUGUUGAAUCAACUCAGCAUUAAUUCUAUCACUUAAACAAGUAUACCGUAAUAUAAAUCUUUGAUCACCUCUAGUUUUGAGCAAAAAAACAUGCUAAUAGAAAUGGAGGGUUAUACUAAUCACACAUCACAGCAUUUUAAUAUUAACAUUUAGAUAUUAUGAUACUCACAAAUUAUUGUAUUUGCUUUAAAGCUGUUUUGUGUGGUUGUGCAUUCAUUGCAUGCAUGUCAAUCAAAUCCCUUCACUGGCAGUUCCACCCCUGAUGUUAGUCUGAAGCCUUGUGUGUCCGAGGCCCCAGACCUUCAGACCCAGCAGCUCAAUGGUGCCCCAUAUCUGCCACUGUCGAGGACCCCAUUCCCAGCUGUCACUGUGGACCAGUCCAUCACCACGUACUCAGGUAUGACAGGGAUAUAGUUUGUUGAAAAACAAGUAAAAUGAUGUGACCACUCAUUGUGUUGAAUAAAUCUAUUUACUCAUCUUUUUGAUGUUCUUUCAUUAGGCAACCCAAUAACAGCAGUCUAUGCUAUAUCAGCCAACCGUUCUGGUUACUCAGACUACUUUGUCAUGUCACCACCAUCCUCGUACCGUAGUCCAUCUUGGAUGUCCUACCCACCUGAGCCAGAGGACCUGCCACGACAGUGGAAUGACACACCAGUGAGACACUUGAAGCAUUUAAUUCAAAGCAUGACCGGCUGCUCCCACUUAAAGCAUUUAUUUAUUCCCACAAGACUCUAACCUAGUUCCUCUGCUCCCCAUUUAGAACUCUCGCCAUCUUGAAACCAUCUGUUAGGAUGGCCUGCUUGACAAUGAGAGGACACAGCCGGUUAAUUGGUAUGUACUUUUAUCAUGCUGGUUUUGUGAGAAUUAAGAAUUAUUAAUCUGACAACACAACCAAAACACAGAUUUUAGACAAUUUGGACAUGGUUUUUAAAACUGCUACCAGUUAAACAUACUGUACUUCCAUAGCUUAAUAAAGACUGCUCAUCUGUCAACAGCUAAUUUAAUAUACAUGCGUAGACUAAACAUAUUCUCACUUUCAGGAUGGGCAUUUCAGUUUACAUCAGUCCAUAGAAUUAAUUUAUAGGAGUGUCCCAAUACAAUAGUGGUGGGAAGAACAGUUCUUUUGACUGUCCUGACUCUAGAAUCCGUUCAUUAAAACAAUUCGUUCAAAAGAUUCGUUCACUCAAUCAGUCAGUGCUUCAGAGCCCUGUCCUGCUGGUGCAGUACACGAGUGAGUAACAUAGCUGCGAGUUCCUCCCUCCCCUCUCCUGCUGCUGAAGUCACAGCAUCGUUCACUGGGUGACACAUGUCGUUCAUUCGCCAAGUCCUGAAGGAAGAAUCACUCCCCUGCCCUGAAAAGCUCACCUCCCUUUGUGCCGCCGUUGGUGGAAACAACAAAGCAGCAAGCAGCACGCCCGCUAAAUGAGCAUGAGUCGUCGUUCUUUUAUAUUGCGGAAAAGUAGAGAGAUUAAAAAUAAAUAAACAUCGCAGCUGUAGCGGGGAUUCUGAUACUUUUAAAGAUAUCAAAUAGCUUAUUGCUUUAAAUCGGCUGAAAUUCAAACCUUCUUACAGGAAAGUUUAUACAUGUGUAUAAAUGUAAAGGCACUAUAACACACUGUCUGUUCUUAAGCCUUAGUGAAUGAACCGGUGUUUGGCAGUAAGUGAACGACGCUACACCCUUCCCUUCUCUGUCUGCCUCAAGUCAUUCGGAAGUCGUUCGUUUCGUCCACCAUGUCGUUCACUGACUGAAACAUUCCGUUCAAUGACUGAUACAUGUCGUUCAUUCGCUGUGAGCAAAUCACCAGGCUCCGCCUGCCCACUCGCUGGCUGGCUGUGUGUCGUUCGCCAAAGAGUCAAAGGCGGCAGUUCCACUCCUGACUGGCACGCCAUGCUCGCGGCUGAGCUCAACUGAACUGAGAGAGGAACGAAUCAGGUCUUGGAGUGAUUCAGUUCACAUCAUUCACUCAGCAGUUCCGUUCUUUUAAACGAAAUGUUCUGGAAUGACACAACACUACGAUCAAACUUUUUUACUUUUGAGACAAUACUGAUAUUGUAGCCUUCAGUAAUGACCGAUUCUGACAUUGAUCCAACAUUGAUGCGAUAUUGGCAUAAACUUGUGCAUGACAAGUUUUGCACUCAGCUGCAACGUCUUUUUCAGACUUAAACCAAAAAUACUGCCACACGGCCAACAUCACUUCUACUCCUUGUUAUUUUGUUAGUACCUGAGUACACAAUGUUGUUGUGAUUACGUGGGCUCUGCAUGCUGGAUCUAGGUGCUGCUAGACAGAGGUGCUGGAGUGGAGUCUGGAAUAGACUACUCUUUUUGGAGUGCUGAUAUCAGCGGUUUUAGAUGCAGGCUGAUAUAAUCUGAUAUCCAUUUUUUUUUGCUAAUAUCAGACCGAUAUCAAUAUCAGAUCGGGAUACCCCUACCAAUUCAAGCCAUCAUGGUAACCAACUAAAACCACACGAUAAGUCCACAAAGGCUAGGGGGACGACCAGUUACGAAUACAGACACUUACUAAAAACCAUCAGUACCGUAUUACUGCUGGUCAGUCCCAUUUUUUUCAACCCUUUUAACCCGUGCUGUUUUGAUUUAAAAGGUUUUAGUUCCACUGAGACAGAGUUAAGGCUACAGAUAGCCUUCAAGUGACAAGCCAUCCAAAGACUGUGUGUUUUACACAAUUAUUAUAUCUGUUUUUUUUUCUCUUUUGCUUUAUAAUGAAGUUAUACUGAUACAUAUUUGACUCCCAGUGACCACUGAGCCUAAUUCUUUCAUUGUUUACAGGUCAGUCCCCUUUGCUUGCUGUAUUUUUCUACAGAUUUCUCUUUCGAUGAGCAGAGAACCUCCUUCACAAGAAAUCUGUCGGACUAACCACCACUCCUCCACUUCAGCUGUGCCUGUCCUAGUCAUUUGUUACUGUGUUGAUUCCCGUCUUCCCAACUCUAUCCCCAGCUUCCUUUUCCCCACUGCCCUGAAGCUUUGUAUAUUCCAUUUCUGCCUGCUUAAGUCAUAGCCCAAAAUGUUUUUCAUCCACCAGAACUCUUCUGCUCCAAAAGACCCAACACCCUCUCUUCAGUCUCCUUACCAGUGCAGAGCUUCAGUCAUAAUUCUCUCAGUAUCUGUUUUUGUUUUGCUUCCUGAGCCCUUGGCUUCACCGGCACUUGUUCAAUGGCAUCUCCAUGUAGGCCGUCUCAUAUGAGAUGACGACCAACUUACAUAGUAAGAGGCUCUUCACACUGUGAAAUGAACAGUGCUCAGGUGAGCUCCAUGAAACUUUGCUGUGCCUCCCUAGGUUACAUCACAGUGUGCAGUGUAGAUGAACAGGGUGAGUACAAUGCAAUAUAACAUUCAGAGGGACAAGACAGACCUUUUCAACUAUUUCUCAGCAGUUAUUAAACAGUAACAGCCAUCUGCACAGCACAUAGUGGCACACAGCGCUGUGUUAUCUUUAAGACAGUGCCCCAGCAAUGGCCAGUGUUCUUCUCAUCCUCUGAAAUGACCUGGACCAUCCUGGACUUUCCCGUAGGUCCACCAUAAAGCCAGGAAUGCUGGAAUGACUUAAAACUGUGCUUUUUGAUGAACCCCAGUUACUAUGUAAACCUUGUAAAGCCAGUUGAUAUGUACUAUUUUAAACUUCAGUCAAAAAAAAAAAAAAAAAAUCAUGAAAAAGGAAAAAAAGUUGUCCUGAGCUGUCUCAAUUUUAGUUUUUGUAUAUUUGUGGGAUUUCGUCUUUUACUUUUGUGAAUUGACAAUGGUUUCUUGUACAAAAAAUUACGUGAGUGUUUAUCUUCACUUACUUAUUUCAAAGCAAA